Messenger RNA from Podarcis lilfordi (Lilford's wall lizard), 45536 nucleotides. Lineage: Eukaryota; Metazoa; Chordata; Lepidosauria; Squamata; Lacertidae. The record is from the annotation of a GenBank genome assembly.
CGCAGGUUCCCACGCGCCGGCGAGGAGGCUGCCUCGCGCCUCCAGCCAGGACAGAGAGAGAGACCCCUAGCCCGCAGGAAGAGGAGGACACGAUCCGGUAAGGCUGCCUGGGAGAGAGAGGGAGAGAGAGGAGGGGAGCCGGACCUCGCCUGGGGCUGCCUGCGUUUGCUUCAGCUGGAAACCCCCCACCCUCUUUGGAGAAGGGUGCGCCAAAGACCUGGGGUUGGGGAAGGUUGGUUGGGUGGGUGCCUUUCCAGAGACGCCCCUUGGGGCUUCCCGGAGGUGCCUUCCGUGGUUCCAAGUCGCUUACAAACUGAGCGUUACGUCUCCAUAAUUAUAAUUGAUUGACUGAUCUUUUUAUGAGGCACCUAACUGCAGAAAAGCCUCUUAGACAAAAAUCAAGAGCCCAAAACGGCAUUAUUCUCGUUGCUUUGUUAAGAGAGAGACUUGGUGUCAGGACAGCUGCUGGGCUUGCAGAAGGCCCCGGGUUCAGUGCUGGAGAUCUCCAGUUCUAAGAGGGUCAAGGGAUGGGAGAUAGCUCUGUCUCUUUGCCUGAGACCCUGAAGAGAGUAGAUUGGCACCCCCAAGCUGGUCAAGGAUUCGAGCUUCCUCUUAUUGGUGGAGCACCUGCUCUGACUGCAGAACGUCUCAGGUUCAAGGUCUGGCAUCGACUACGGCUUCAGGGAUCAGGCAGUAAGUAAUGGGGGAAGACCACCCAUCCGCCAUGCUCCAGGUUGAGACCAUGGACAGCUGCAAGUGGUCUAGAAGGCAGCUCCUUACAUUCUGCGACCACCACAGCCGCUCCUGCCAUUUUUGGAUUCAAUAGGCAAAUGGGCUUCUCAUAUCCCAGUCUUGGUUGAACAUCUGUCCAGCAUCUCCCCUGAAAAGGGGAGCCACGCUGGUGGGAACUGCCUCUCUCAGAGACCCCCAAAGCCCUCCAGAGUGAACCCUGCUAGACAAAACAGACCAAUAGCCUGCUGACCUGGUUCGUCAUAGGUUUUGGAUAGUCUUUCUGGUUUUUCGUGGGGUUUUUUUUGCACAGAAAUUUGAUGCCACCGUUGCCAAAUGAAUUUAACAGCUUUAAAGCUGUAUUGAAGUGCCAAGCUAUGUGAUGUCAGAAAAUCUGAUCGCAAAGCCCCUAUGUCUUUUUCUCUACUUGAAGGGAGAGGAGGGGAGCUGUAGGGACCAGGGGGUUAACCCUUUCCCCUCCUGACUACUAUUAACUCUGGGUUUGGUUUGGUUUCAAGGCAGGUGUUGUUGUUUUUGUUUAGACGUUUAGUCGUGUCCGACUCUUCGUGGCCCCCUGGACCAGAGCACUCCAGGCACUCCUGUCUUCCACUGCCUCCUGCAGUUUGGUCAAACUCCUGCUGGUAGCUUCGAGAACACUGUCCCACCAUCUUGUCCUCUGUCGUCCCCUUCUCCUUGUGCCCUCCAUCUUUCCCAACAUCAGGGUGUUUUCCAGGGAGUCUUCUCUUCUCAUGAGGUGGCCAGAGUCUUGGAGCCUCAGCUUCAGGAUCUGUCCUUCCAGUGAGCACUCAGGGCGUACCUGUUUCUUCAUUGCAGCUGGAAGGAAGGGCCAGUCCUCAUGCAACCCACACUGCUGCUUUCAAUCGAAGAAAAGGACCUUGAGGGAUCUAUCUGUUCUCAUAUAUAGAUAGCAAGCCUCUCUGAGCCUUUGGCUCAACAGCCAUCUCAAAUCAAUACGUAGUCCAUGGAAUGCCAAGGGAAGGCACCUUUGAGUUAACUUAAUUGAGUUAAACUGUGGAACUCACUGCCACAGGAGGCAAUGGUGGCCACCAACCUUGAUGCCUGGGUUAUACAAAUACAUGGAGGAGAGGGCCGUUGAUGGCUCAAAGCCAUAAGGGCUGUCCUUUGCCACCGCAUGGAAGCAGCAAUGCUUAUCGGUUUCUGGGAAAUGCAGGUGGGAAGAGUUGCUCUCAUGCUCAAAUCCUGCUUGUGGGUUUCCCUGGUCGGCCACCGUGAGAAGAGGAUGCUGGACUAGAUGGGCCAUUUAGCACUCCUUAUGCUCUUCCGUGGAGUUUUCUUGGCAGGGAUACUGGAGCGGCUUGCCGGUCCGUCUAGUUAAAGCUGUGGUUUUCCCAGUAGUGAUGUAUGGAAGUGAGAGCUGGACCACAAAGAAGGCUGAUCGCCGAAGAAUGGAUGCUUUUGAAUUAUGGUGCUGGAGGAGACUCUUGAGAGUCCCAUGGACUGCAAGAAGAUCAAACCUCUCCAUUCUGAAGGAAAUCAGCCCUGAGUGCUCACUGGAAGGACAGAUCCUGAAGCUGAGGCUCCAAUACUAUGGCCACCUCAUGAGAAGAGAAGACUCCCUGGAAAAGACCCUGAUGUUGGGAAAGAUGGAGGGCACAAGGAGAAGGGGACGACAGAGGACGAGAUGGUGGGACAGUGUUCUCGAAGCGACCAGCAUGAGUUUGACCAAACUGCGGGAGGCAGUGGAAGACAGGAGUGCCUGGCGUGCUCUGGUCCAUGGGGCCACGAAGAGUCGGACACGACUAAACGACUAAACGACAACAAUGCUCUUCCGAGCUGUUAGUUUAGCAAAAGCGCUCUCUUCUCCAAACACCAUUCGAAAUAGCAGCUGAGUGGAAUCAGAGUGCUGGGCUAUCUAAGGAUCGGUAUAUAUGCCUUGUGUUCCUUUGUCUGGUAGUGGAUAUCAUAACAGCCUGGGAGGCAGGGAUGGAGGCCAACAUAUUUUCGAGACGGGGGCAAAUUUAUGGAGCCCAGCAACCUCUGAAGAGAGAAGAAUUACAGUGUGUGGAUGCCUGUUACUUAGCACCCACAGAGGCAUAACACAAUCUAUAUAAAUUUGGAAGCGCUGGCAUUUUGGACAUUUAGAAGACCCCCCCCAAUAGUCAAGAUCCCUCAUAAUCUGCUUAGUAAAACUUUUAGAGAACAUGACUGUUUUUCUAGAACUCACCCUGAACACCUUCCUCGUUCUCUUAGAAUUGAAAUGAUGCCCACAGAGUUAUGGGGGGGGGGAGCCCUGGAAAUAGAUGAUAGAUAGAUAGAUAGAUAGAUAGAUAGAGGUGAAGGGACCCCUGACCAUUAGGUCCAGUCGUGGCCGUCUCUGGGGUUGCAGCGCUCAUCUCGCUUUACUGGCCGAGGGAGCCGGUGUACAGCUUUCGGGUCAUGCGGCCAGCAGGACUAAGACGCUUCUGGAGAACAGUGCAUGGAAACACUGUUUACCUUCCCGCCGGCACGGUACCUAUUUAUCUACUUGCACUUUGACGUGCUUUCGAACUGCUAGGUUGGCAGGAGCUGGGAAUGAACAAUGAAACCUCACCCCGUCGCGGGGAUACAAACCACCCGCCUUCUGAUUGGCAAGUCCUAGGCUCUGUGGUUUAACCCACAGCGCCACCCGCGUCCCUCAGAUAGAUAGAAAGAAAGAAAGAAAGAAAGAAAGAAAGAAAGAAAGAAAGAAAGAAAUUAAAAGUAUCUCAGUGCUUUGGUAGUAUUGCUUAGUUCAGGAAAGCAAGAAAAUGGGAAUGGAAGCUUGGGAAAUUAUGCUAGCAUGUCUUGAAAGUGGGUCGAUCUUCAGACUGGAACUUUGAGUUCACCCACUGAAAGGGAUUUGCAAUGGAUUUGGGAAACACCAAGGUUUUUAGACAGUGUGUUUUUUAGUUUAUGCAAUUCUCAUAAAUUGGACGCUGCCUCUGAUAACCUGAAAAUAGGACUAGUCGUUGAGAUACAAAAAAAGCCCAUCACUAUUCUCUAAAUGCAUCCUCUGUCUCAAUACAGCAUUUUAUGAUCUGUAAAAGAAUACGAACAACAUUAGCAAAACAGCAACCCAAAAAACAAACUGUUCAGUUUAUACACACAGUCUCCCAUAGGUGCUAACUCCCCGUGGCCCUGGGUGCCCGAGCACCCACAAAAUUCCCCAUGAAUGGGCCGGGCACCCAGAAAUGUUGGUGCCAGGGCCAUGUACACUGGAUGGCACCCAAGGCCCCUGGGCACCAAUGAUCAUGGAGCCAAGUUGGCAUUCCUGCAUUCUUCACAGCCCCGUGACUCAUAAUCUUUCACUCUGUUCGGAUCAUUAAAACACACGUACACAUAUGUGUCUGUGGUUUUAUGCAUGCUUUACCCGUGGGUGUGUGGGUGUGUGUUUGAAUGAAUUCUUGCACUUGGCUGUUGCAAAAUUCGGGGAAGCGCAAUUUUGGAAGGAGGGUUACGUUGUGGUUUGCGUCUUAUUCUGGAAAGUGCAAUUUCGUGUGAACUGAAUGAAAUUUCCUCCGCGUAUCCUUCCUUCUCCGGUUGCCCUCCCCCUGGGCUGACCUUGGGGAGCUCAGUCAGUCGAUCAUGAGACUCUCAAAUGGAUGGAAAGCCACAAGACUCUUAAUCUCAGGGUUGUGGGUUUGAGCCCCAUGUUGGGUGAAUGAUUUCUGCAUGGCAGGGGGUUGAGAUAGAUGAUUGUCGUGGUCCCUUCCAACUCUACAAUUCUAUGAUUCCUCUCUCUCUCUCUCUCUCUCUCCCUCCCUCCCUCGCAUUCCUGCUUUCCCUGCCUCUUCUGCAUCUCCUCCUACUCCUCCUUUCAACUCCCUUCUCAAGCAAAGCUUUAUUUUGCACUUCCAUUAGCAUUCCUCUGGCUGCUUCUCCAUCUCAGAAAGGACUUUCUCUUUUCUCUUUCGAGCAAUCCUUGACCAGCGCAAUAUUGAUGUGAAAUUGAUGCAUUAGUACAGGGAUCGGCAACCUAAGGCCCAUGGGGGUCAUUUAACCGGCCCAUAAUAAUAAUAAUAAUUUAUUAUUUAUACCCCGCCCAUCUGGCUUGGUUUCCCCAGCCACUCUGGGUGGCUUCCAACAAAGUAUUAAAAUACAGUAGUCUGUUAAACAUUAAAAGCUUCCCUAAACAGGGCUGCCUUCAGAUGUCUUCUAAAAGUCUGGUAGUUGGUCUUCUCUUUGACAUCUGGUGGGAGGGCGUUCCACAGGGCGGGUGCCACUACUGAGAAGACCCUCUGCCUGGUUCCCUGUAACUUGGCAUUAGGCCCAGUCGUGGCCGACUCUGGGGUUGCGGCGCUCAUCUCGCUUUACUGGUUGAGGGAGCCGGCGUACAGCUUCCAGGUCAUGUGGCCAGCAUGACUAAGCCGCUUCUGGCGAACCAGAGCAGCACACAGAAACGCUGUUUACCUUCCCACUGGAGUGGUACCUAUUUACCUACUUGCACUUUGAGGGGCUUUUGAACUGCUAGGUUGGCAGGAGCUGGGACAGAGCAACGGGAGCUCACCCCGUCGCAGGGAUUCAAACCGCCAACCUUCUGAUCGGCAAGUCCUAGGCUCUGUGGUUUAACCCACAGCGCCACCCGCGUCCCUUAUAAGGGAACUUACCAGGAAUGUAAUAUUGAGAGGCUUAAACAAGCCUGCAACCACCAAUCUGGUGUGCGUUUAAAAGGGGAAUGUGAAACUCUGCUAAGUUAUAGAAAUUGCAAGCGCAAGUUAUUAUUAUUAUUAAACAAUAUAUCCUCUCCUGCCUCUCUGAACAGGAAGCACAAAGGGGCUCCCCCCCCCCCAUGCAACCCUGUGCACCUUCCCAAAAGUUGCUUUGGGGUGGGGUCAGGAGACACACACCCCUCCAGGACAGUAGGCAGGGAUGGAAGGGGAGAUGGUUCUCUCCGGGAAGAAGAAAUGCUUUCAAGGGCGGAACUAUCUGCUUAGUGCUGCACUGAAUUCCACCCUGUAUUUAUUUACAUUCCUUGCCCUUCUUCCGAAAGUUGCUCAGGGCUAUCACCUUUGGUCAGUCACAGUCUCUCAGCCUAACCUGCCUCACAAGGUUGUUGUAAGGAUAAAGUAGAGACAGGGAGAAAGGGUGCCUGCCACUCUGAGCUCCUUGGAGGAAUGUUGGGAUAGAAACGUAAUAACAACUAAUAAAUAUGUUGUUGUUGUUGUUGUUUAGUCGUUUAGUCAUGUCCGACUCUUCGUGACCCCCUGGACCAGAGCACGCCAGGCACUCCUGUCUUCCACUGCCUCCCACAGUUUGGUCAAACUCAUGCUGGUAGCUUCGAGAACACUGUCCAACCAUCUCAUGCUCUGUCGUCCCCUUCUCCUUGUGCCCUCCAUCUUUCCUAACAUCAGUGUCUUUUCCAGGGAGUCUUCUCUGCUCAUGAGGUGGCCAAAAUAUUGGAGCCUCAGCUUCAGGAUCUGUCCUUCCAGUGAGCACUCAGGGCUGAUUUCCUUCAGAAUGGAUCAGUUUGAUCUUCUUGCAGUCCAUUGGACUCUCAAGAGUCUCCUCCAGCACCAUAAUUCAAAAGCAUCAAUUUUUCAGCGAUCAGCCUCCUUUAUGGUCCAGCUCUCACUUCCAUACAUCACUACUGGGAAAACCAUAGCUUUUGACUAUACGGACCUUUGUUGGCAAGGUGAUGUCUCUGCUUUUAAGAUGCUGUCUAGGUUUGUCAUUGCUAAUAAAUAUACACAUCGAUAAUUAAACAAAACUAUGAAAACUAAAAAAAAACAAUUAAAACAUCUAAAAAAUAUUAUUAUUAGUAAUAAUAAAAAUUAUUUGCAGCUGUCAUGUAAGAUUGGGCUUUCAACAGCUUCCAAUACGUGGAUAAAAAUUAAAAGGUUUGCCAAUAAACAUCAGCACAUAUGAAUAAUUCAGUUCCAGCAAUUCGGUGAAUAGGUACGAUUUGAAUGAUUUAGCAGCUCGUUAAGUUUUAAUUGUACAACAGAUUGACACCAGUAUUGUCAAAUAUUAACAAAUAAGUUCUCCAAGGUAUAAAUUGAUCUGCAAGGAUCUAGAGGGCUGCAUAAAUAACAGCAAAAUGCAUGACACUAAUACGAAAUUAUAAGCUAUUCUUCCUCUUUUCUGCCUAAAUUCCCUGUGUGGUAAAAACCACCCAUACCCACCUGUUCCCUGCCUGGUGGUAGCAACUGAGUCGAUGACUUUAAAGUGAUUGUGUCCACUAAUUGUUAGUGGGACCAAGGGGGAAGAAAUGUUGAAAAGGAUCGUUCGGCAGAAUGUGUGCAAAUACUUAAAAGUACAGGUAUCUGGUGGGUUCAGAUUCCUAAGCUGUGCUGGGAAGAGCUUUGUUUACGCAAUUGUGUGUUAACCCUCAUUGAUCGGUGCAGAGACGCAAAGCCAUUCCCCUCCUUUUCAUAAGAUCUGUCUAAUGGUUUCUUUGCUGCUGCUAUUUGGGUGUAGCCCAGAGCUGGAAAUAGCCAAGAUGGAAAAAGGAAAGAAGGUUUAGAAGCCUAUUACUUUUCGAAGAAAUCAACUGGGGCCUGGAGGGGCUAAUUGGUAGAUGUUUUCAAUUAAGUCUAUUCAUCAUAAAUACCGCUCGUUGUGGGGCGAACAAACAAACAAGGGUGGGUCCUUUGCUUGCACGUCCCAUUUGUGGCUUCCCAGAAGCUUCUGUUACAAACGGGAUGCUCAGCUCGGCAGACCUGUUAAUGUCUUCGAGAGGAUUCCCUGAUUCUUGUCUAAAGCCGUCCUCUCUUAAAAGCCGUUCGAUGUGGGCGGCGUGUCUUUCAAAGCUAUGUGCAGGUUCUUGCAGAUUUACGAACUGUGAUAUCUCGGUCAGGAGCGAGCAGCAAUAAAUCACACCAAUGAGUUGGAGUUAACUCUUUGUUCGCAAAACAGGAUCUGCACAGGGGUCAGGGUUUGGCUCAGAAGCAGGCCAGUGCAAAGAAACAGAGUCAGUUGUCAGUGAAGCAGACCCUCCAACAUUUCUCUGAUGAAAAUAAGGAUUUCCUUAAUAACAACAACAACAACAACAACAACAACAACCUGCCCAUCUGACUGGGUUGUCCCAGCCACUCUGGGCGGCUUCCAACAUAAAUAAAAACAUCAUAAAACUUAAAACAUUAAAAACCUUCCCUAUCCAGGGCUGCCUUCAGAUGUCUUCUAAAAGUUGUAUAGUUACUUAUCUCCUUGGUUCUCGGGGUUGCAUAGCUCCAUACCCUCCAACAUUUCUCCGAUGAAAAGAAGGACAUCUUAAAGAAAAGCGGAACAUUCCAGGAUCAAAUCAGAAACUGGGAUAGCUUCUGUAAAUUUGGGACACUUGGAGGGUCUGAUAAAGUUAUUCUUUAUUCGAGGCAAUGCCUUGAAUACAACUCCGCAACCCUUCCCCAGUAGGUCUUGCCCAGGCACCCCCAAACCCGGACCUCCAGAUGUUUUUGGGACUACAACUCCCAUCAUCCCUAGCUGGCAGGACCGGUGGUCAGGGAUGAUGGGAAUUGUAGUCCCGAAAUAUCUGGAGGGCCGAGUUUGGGUGUGCCUGGUCUUGCCACUCUAGAGCAGUUGCCAGAAAUGAAGGUGCCUUCCUUCCACCCUUUCCUCCACUGCCAGAUGUUUCCCAAGCACACCUUUGGCAUCUGUUCUGCUCUCCUCAUUAUUCUGCACAUUCUUGGAGACCAGGGGGGAUGGGAGCUUGUCACAGCAGGAGAGGGAGACUCCAGGGAUUCUUUGAUGGUCUCUUAACCCCCCCCCCCUCUGCUUCAGCCUCAGCAUCUGAACUGCUCCCUGUCACAGCUUCCUCCUGCUCACGAAAUCCUGUUGCCCCUUCAGCCCCUAUCACCUCCUUCCAAUCUUCUCCCUCUGACCUGCUGUUGUCCAGCCAGUCCCUUACAACAGGCCUAUAAUGAUUUAUUAUAAUAAUUUGUUACUUAUACCCCACGCAUCUGGCUGGGUUUCUUGGCGGCUCCCAACAGAAUAUUAUUAAUAAUAAAGCAGCAAUAAAACAUCAAACAUUAAAAACUUCCCUAAACAGAGCUGCCUUCAGAUGUCUUCUAAAAGUCAGAUCAUUGUUUAUUUCCUUGACAUCCGAUGGGAGAGCAUUCCACAGGAUGGGCGCCACUACCGAGAAGGCCCUCUGCCUGGUUCCCUGUAACUUGGCUUCUUGCAGUGAGGGAACUGCCAGAAGGCCCUCGGCGCUGGACCUCAGUGUCUGGGCAGAACGAUGGAGGUGGAGACGCUCCUUCAGGUAUACUGGGCUGAGGCCAUUUAGGGCUUUAAAGGUCAGCACCAACACUUUGAAUUGUGCUCGGAAACCUACUGGGAGCCAAUGUAGGUCUUAUAUGGUCCAGUGUUAUAUGGUUGCAGCUGCCACUCCCAGUCACCAGUCUAGCUGCCACAUUCUGGAAUAGUUGCAGUUUCUGGGUCACUUUCAAAGGCAGCCCCAUGUAAUAGCUGGCAAGUGUCCCUUAUUUGAAGGGACAGUCCCUUAUUCCAGCGCCAUGUCCCGCUGCUGUCCCUUAUUGAUGGAUGUCCCUUAAAUGUCCCUUAAAUUUCAAAGGAAGCAGCUCCUCUCCCUCCCUCCCUGCCAGCCAGGGAGGAGGGAGGCUCCAACUGUGUUGCUUGGCUGUGUUGCUCAUCCAAUAAGAAGUCUAAGAACGACUGGGGCAUGGAGCUUGCAUGCCUUGUGUGUGGCUAGUUAAUGCAAGCUGAGGGUAUUUUUGAAUGCUGGACGCCAUUUUGUUGCACAUGCUGCUGCAAACUUUGCAGUGCAAAGCCAGGCCGGGGAGCCAUCUUAAGCUGAGGCUGCAUAGGCCUUGUGGUGCAUGUGAUUCAGAUUCUGUUCAGUUGAACCUCUGGUUAGAAAGUUGGUUGGACAGUGUUCUCGAAGCUACCAGCAUGAGUUUGACCAGACUGCAGGAGGACAGGAAGACUGGAGUGCCUGGAACAGGUGAGGCUGCAGGUCCCUUAUUUUGGCUGCUGGUCCCUUAUUUUCAAGGCUGCUGGUCCCUUAUUUUCAAAUCUGUAAGUUGACAGCUAUGCCCCAUGUAGAGCGCAUUGCAGUAGUCCAAGCGGGAGAUAACCAGAGCAUGUACUACUCUGGCGAGACAGUUUGUGGGCAGGAAAGGUCUCAGCCGGUGUACCAGAUGGAACUGGUAAACAGCUGCCCUGGACACAGAAUGAGCACAGCAGCUCAUCUCCGACAGGUCUUUCCCCCAUGAAGCAGUUGUGGUGACUAAAUAUCCCUGCCUCCCCACAACUGGCCAUGUCUCCUUCUCUCCAGGGUGAUUUCCAACCAAUCAGAGACAGAGACUGUGCCUGCAUUCCUCCCUUUGCUCCUCUCACUUCAUGCCUCCGCCAUGGACCACUUGAAAACUGCUGGAGGUCUGGGUGGACCACUUAAUGAUUUUUCUUCCUGCAAGAAGCUGGAACGUGUGCAGAGGAGGGUGACCAAGAUGCUCAAGGGUCUGUUAACCAAGCCUUAUAAGGAACAGUGGAGGGAGUUGGGGAUGUUUAUCCUGGAGAACAGGAGGUAUGAUAGCCAUCUUCAAAAAUCUGAUGGGCUGCCCUGUGGAAGAUAGAGCAAGCUUGUUUUCUGCUGCUCAAACCAAUGGAUUCAAGUUAGUAAGAAGGAGAUUCCGACUCAAAAUCAGGAAGAACUUAAAAUAACAGAAAUUAAAUGUGCCUUUGGCUUGUUUGUAAUGUUUAGAAAGAUGAGCAAAAUGGAUUUUUUACUUCUGUUGUCUAGUCAUCUAGUACAACCUCCUGCAAUGCAGGAAUCUCAGCUGAAGCAUCCACUUUCAAAUACAGUGGUACCUUGGUUCUCAAACGCCUUGGUACUCAAACAACUUGGAACCCAAACACUGCAAACCUGGAAGUAAUUGUUCCGGUUUGCGAACUUUUUUCGGAACCCAAACGUGCUCCGUUUUGAGUGUUAUGCUUCCAAUCUGAGUGCCGCACUCCUGUAUUGAGUUUUACGCUGCGGUCUGUAUGUUUUUGCUAUUUAUUUUGUGUUUUUGUUUUCGCGGCUCUUUUUGUUUUGUUUUUGUGACUGUGUGGAACCCAGUUCAGCUACUAAUUGAUUGAUUGACGGCAGUUCAUUGUUUAUUGCUUUCAUUUUAUGGUUCAGUGGUCCCGUUCGAUGGUAAAAUUCAUGUUAAACUGCUGUUUUAGGGGUUGUUUUUAAAAGUCUGGAUUUUUCAUUUUGCAUUACUUUCUGUGGGAACGCUCGUCUUGGUUUUGGAACGCUUUGGGUUUAGAACGGACUUCUAGAACGGAUUAAGUUUGAGAACCAAGGAACCACUGUAGCUCUUACUGUCAGAAAUUUCUUCCUGAUGAAACCCUUAAAAACUGGCUGGCCAGUGGGUGGGGGUGACUCCAGUGGGCUGCCCCUCCCUGGGGAACACUCCACCACUGACUGUGAGAACGGGGCUGGACAAAGUGGAAACUGCUCUCCUCAGGCAGGUUUGCCUUAUGUUCUUAUGUUCUUAAGGAGUUUGGAGAACAGGGCUUUAGGCAGAAAGGAAAUCCUGCUGUGUGUUCUGUUUCCCAGAAAGAAUGUUGAGAAUUAAAAGGCAGUUGGAAGUCAGCAAGUAAUUAAAAUUCUUCCGGGGGUGAAAGUUAUGGGUAAUAAAGAGGCUCUUUAAGUCCAGCGGAGCAGACAGGCCCAGUGUCAACCGUUGGCGCGUGAAAGUCGAACCCUGGCAAAUUUUACAUGGGCAGCAAGGGACGGACAGGAGGGGCGUCAAUCAACCCUUGGAGUGCUUGCUACCUCUGUGCUGCAGGUGUCGGUUCAGCUAUCCACAUGGCAUUCCCCGGAAAAGUGCAAUCAUCGGAGCGCAAAGUAACGAGGCUCUGAUGUCGCUCCUUCAAGCUUUAAUUGAUUAAAUUGCUGCAAUUAAUCAACUGGGGUUUGAUUGCAAGUUCAGGUCUGAUUAAUGACUUGGCUGAUGAGAAGCAAAGACUCGGGGGGAGUGUUUCCUAAAUUUCCAGUACCUAAGGCACAGAGAUGCCCCCCCUCGAAUUAAAAGUGGGAGGGUACUUUUGAGCCAUUUGGGGCCAUCAUUGUUGUUGUUGUUUAGUCGUUUAGUCGUGUCCGACUCUUCGUGACUCCCUGGACCAGAGCACGCCAGGCACUCCUGUCUUCCACUGCCUCCCGCACUUUGGUCAUACUCAUGCUGGGAGCUUCGAGAACAUUGUCCAACCAUCUCAUCCUCUGUCAUCCCCUUCUCCUUGUGCCCUCCAUCUUUCCCAGCAUCAGGGUCUUUUCCAGGGAGUCUUCUCUUCUCAUGAGGUGGCCAAAGUCUUGGAGCCUCAGCUUCAGGAUCUGUCCUUCCAGUGAGCACUCAGGGCUGAUUUCCGUCAGAAUGGAUAGGUUUGAUCUUCUUGCAGUCCAUGGGACUCUCAAGAGUCUCCUCCAGCACCAGAAUUCAAAAGCAUCCAUUCUUCGGCGAUCAGCCUUCUUUAUGGUCCAGCUCUCACUUCCAUACAUCACUACUGGGAAAACCAUAGCUUUAACUAUUCGGACCUUUGUUGGCAACGUGAUGUCUCUGCUUUUUAAGAUGCUGUCUAGGUUUGUCAUUGCUUUUCUCCCAAGAAGCAGGCGUCUUUUAAUUUUGUGACUGCUGCCACCAUCUGCAGUGAUCAUGGAGCCCAAGAAAGUAAAAUCUCUCACUGCUUCCAUUUCUUCCCCUUCUAUUUGCCAGGUAGGUGAUGGGACCAGUGGCCAUGAUCUUCGUUUUUUUGAUGUCUGGAUACAUAAGAAUUUUAUUAUUUUAUUUAUUUAUUUAUUUAUUUAUUUAUUUAUUUAUUUAUACAUCCCCCGCCAAUCUGGCUGAGUUUCCCCAGCCACUCUGGGCGGCUCCCAAUCGAGUGUUAAAAACAAUACAGCAUUCAAUAUUAAAAACUUCCCUAAACAGGGCUGCCUGGCUGAAAUCCUACCGAAUGCAUGGCUGAAAUCCUACCGAAAUCUGAACGGAGAUAUCGAGGGGGAGAGGCAGGCCUGUGUGAAAGGUCGCUGGUGGUUUUCGAAAGAUAUACAGAAGGUCCUAAAUUUAAUUUCCAGUAGCAUCUCCAAGUAGAAAGAAUCCUAUCUGAAACCUCAGAGUCACUGCCAGUUGGGACAGAAGACUCGGCUAGUUGUACCAAUGCCAUCACCUUCCUAUGUCCCCAAAAUUGCUGCAGCUGGUCUUGUUUUGAGUGGGAGAACUGGGGAUAUUUCAAAAUCGCCCAUUCCGGUACAUGUUAGGCAAAAUUCACCUGGUGAGUUUCCAUGAGGAAUAUUUUUUUUUAAAAUGCAAACCUGAUGCGCAGAACUGAACUCAGAUUGGAAAGAUGCAAAUCGGGAGAGAUUUGCACUCCGCUGGUUGCUCUCCAAUCCCUCCCCAUCCUAGUCCUUCGCCCUCCUUACUCCCUUUGGGUCUGUCAAGGCUGCAGCGCCGACAGUGGAGGCCACAGCUGGCAGAGUUUCCCCUCUCGGGAUCUAGACUCCAGACAUAACAAACCGUUCCUUUUCAGCCACCCUGUCGAGUGGCCAAUCUCCCUCGCAUUCCUCCCUCUCUGGCAUCAUCUAGCACCUCCUGGCUUCAAGGUCUGUGGCGUUUUCUUCCGAGUGGUUCUCCCGCCAGCCCCUUGCUCUCUCGGUUCCUUCUCACCUCUGCCCUUCCUUGCCAUCCCUGGCCUCCACUGCAAAUGCUUCCAAAUGCGGUUUUUUGCCAUAAUGUACGCAAGCUUGCAAAGCAGUUUCUGUGGGAAUGUUCUGAGUGGCAGGAGAUGAUAUAUUGUUUAUUCAUAUCCUUCCUAACUUGCGCUAGCAAGUUCCUUUACUUAGCAGAGUUACAUUCCCCUUUUGACAUCCACAGCAAAUGUCUGGUUGCAGGCUCGUGUGAGCCUCUCACUACAGUGAACCCUCUAGUUACGUACCACUCUGGAUAUGUAACUUUCGGGUUAUGAACGUGGCAAACCCGGAAGUGUAUACUUCCGGGUGUCACCAUGCACGCAUGUGCAGAAGCACUCUGUGCACAGUGCGCACGCGCAGAAGCGCUCAAUUGUGCCAUGCGUGUUUGCAGAAGCGGUGCCUCUGCCUACGGAGUUUUUGGGUUGCGGACAGACCCCCGGAAUGAAUUUAAUUCAUAUCCGGAGGGUCCACUGUAUUAUACAAUUCAGUCUGUCUCAGAUUGAAUUGUAUGUUCCUGGUAAGUUUCCUUGUAAAGGUAAAGCGACCCCUGACCAUUAGGUCCAGUCGUGACUGACUCUGGGGUUGCGGCGCUCAUCUCGCUUUAUUGGCCGAGGGAGCCAACGUACAGCUUCCGGGGCAUGACUAAGCCACUUCUGGCAAACCAGAGCAGCGCAUGGAAACACCGUUUACCUUCCCGUCAGAGUGGUACCAGGGGGUUGGACUAGAUGACCCUGGGACCCUUUCCAACUCCACAAUUCUAUGAUUCUAUGACCAUUGUCCUGAUCCCGCAAGCACUUCUUAUGCUUUUAUGUUCCUAACUUAAUAUGAUCCUGGCAUUUCUGUUCUGCCUUUCUUUUCUUUCUUUCUUUCUUUCUUUCUUUCUUUCUUUCUUUCUUUGUGGUUUUGUUUUCUCUGCUGCAAAAAAUUUCCCUCCUGUGUCAGUCAACCAGUUUGACUGGUUUGGGUUCCUCCGGCGGCAUGAAAGCAGAGGAGCUCCAGGGGGGCUGGAUCUCUCUGGGAACUGGGAACACGACCCCCUCUUUCCACACCGCGCCCCUGCGAAAGCGAGUCAGGGGCUGGCGACUUGUGCAUAAGGCGCCGUGAUCCUACUGUCAGUGCAAAAUCUCAGCUGUGGGAGGCAGGUUCCAAUGGGGUUUUGGUAACUGAGCAGGUUAUUGAGCAAGGACUAUACAGAGCUUCCUGGCAGGGCUGGGAGCCCAGGGCAGUUGUCUCCUUGCACAAGGUGGAGAGAGGAAGCAGGAACUCCCCCCCCCCCCAGGUAGGAGCUUUACUUUAAGGGAUAAAAAGGUAAAGGGACCCCUGACCAUUAGGUCCAGUUGUGGCCGACUCUGGGGUUGCAGCGCUCAUCUCGCUCAUGUGGCCAGCAGGACUAAGCCGCUUCUGGCAAACCAGAGCAGCGCACGGAAACGCCGUUUACCUUCCCACCAGAGCGGUACCUAUUUAUCUACUUGCACUUUGACGUGCUUUCGAACUGCUAGGUUCGAACUGGCAGGAGCAGGGACUGAGCAACGGGAGCUCACCCCAUCUGCUUUUCGCCCCUGGGCAAUUCGGCUCCAGGGACCACGCAUUCACUCCAUAAGACGCACAGACAUUUCCCCAUACUUUUUAGGAAGAAAAAAGUGUGUCUUAUGGAGCGAAAAAUACGGUAUAUUGCUGGCGGACAUGCGGCUUCCUUCCCAAGCCCCCGUGAGAAGAGAGCGAUCCCCACAGAGGCUUGGGAAAAGGUUGACAACUCUGGGAAAUGCGUUGCUGAAGGGAUCUUUGCACCAUGGCCCUGGAUAUACUUAAGACAGCCCUGUUUUCUACUUAGCUACGGACCCUACGCUUUCCGUUCUCUGGUAGACUGUCCCUGAUUCUCCAUCUCAUAUCUAGGCAUAUCAUAUCAGUGGAAAUCUGCCUGACCCUCCUCGUAGCCCGAUGGAUGAAGCCGUCCUCAGGGGGCUGGCAUUUGAGAAGAAUACCCCCCCCCCUUACCGUCUUAAUUUUACCGAAAUCUCCCGAUAAACUCAGAAAAACGGGUGCCUAAUGCAUCCUUCCAGCGAGGGCUGCGGUCUGAUUGCUCCUUCCGGGCUGCAGGAACUUCGGAAAGUGGAAGCCGCCGCUUGGUCAACUUGCGAGUCUGAGGGGGGAGGGUUGCGGUUUCUCCCCCCCCUCUCCUCACCUGCCCACAGCGCUGAGUGCAGCCAGCCCCUGCCGCACGUAAUGGAUGAGUCUCGAGCUCAGAAGAAAAAUCGAUAAAUCUCUUUGCUUCGCUGCGCAACCUGUCGAGAGGCUAUAAAAGAGGCUCUGCAGAUUGAUUCAUCAGCUAAUGUUUGCAAAGUGCCUGGAAGAUAUCAUCACACACACCCCCAACCCAGUGCCUUUUUUAAAAAAAAGAGAGAAAAAGCAGAAAAGCCAUUAGGGAAAGAGUAAUUCCUUGUAUCGAAGCAAAAAACCCAGUCUCAGAAAGAUGCAGAUUUCAGCAGUUCUGUGUGGACCAGCUAUUAUCUGUUUGUUCACCGCUGAGAGAGAGAACUUUUUUGGGGGGGCGGAUGCUUCAAGAUGGGUGUCUGUUGUAAGAUCUUAUGUGCUGAAGAACCUCAAAGCAAUGGCCAAUCUAGAGAAGCAUCCCGUACACACCAUGGCCAAUCAGAUGUCCGCAAUCAGGAUUCGAACACAAGAUCAACUCUCCCCUCCUGUGGUUUCCACCAGCGGCUAUUCAGAACCAUUGCUGCCUCUGACUGUGGAGUCUGAGUGUAGCCAUCACAGCUAGUGGCCGUCGAUAGCCCACGAACUUGUCCAAUCUUCCAUUAGUUGGUGUCUGUCACUGUGUCUGGUGGGAGAGAGUUCCGCAGUUCAACUCUGUGCUGUGUGAAGAAGGACUUUCUUUGAUCUGAAACUUCCAGCAGUCAGCUUUGUAAGCUGUCCACUAAUUCUAGGUUAAAAAAAAGGUGAAGGACCCCUGGAUGGUUAAAUCCAGUCAAAGGCGACUUUGGGGUUGCAGCGCUCAUCUCGCUUUCAGGCCGAGGGAGCCGGCGUUUGUCCACAGACAGCUUUCCGGGUCAUGUGGCCAGCAGGACUAAACCGCUUCUGGUGCAACGGGACACUGUGACGGAAACCAGAGCGCAUGGAAAUGCUGCUUACCUUCCCACCGGAGUGGUACCUGUUUAUCUACUUGCACUGGUGUGCUUUUGAACUGCUAGGUUGGCAGGAGCUGGGACCAAGCAUCUACACGUUGUUGGCAUCAAAAUCCCAGUCUGCAUUCCCCACCCCACCCUGUUUAAACUUCAUUUACCCUUUGACAGGAAAUCUGCCAAGUUUUGAAGAAGGAAAACGUCACCAGUGGCCUGCUUGCAAGGGAAGAUAAUCACUGGGGCAAAGCAGGGCAGAGACCUACCAUAAUUAUUUUUCUAGACCCCAAAAUUCAGAAUGGUGGCUCUGAAGUCCAUUGAUUGUGCAGAAGGACUUGAGUUCAGUGGCAGGUCACAGGCCUUGCAUGCAGAAGGCUAGCUCUGAGAUACCGGACAGCCACUGGCAGUCAAUGUAACCAAUACGGAACUAGAUGCCCAAGCGAUCUAACGCGAUAGAAUGCUGCUUCCCUGUGCUGGGCUCUUGGCUGUAAUACAGCAGAGACGUGCUCACUUUCUGAAACACGAGGUUGAGAGCAACUAAGGUGCUGGGCUGUUUUUGGCCUCGCUGGCGAAACCGCAGUCUGGACAUUUGUCCGCUGCAAGAGCAUUUCCUCUUUUCCUCUGUCUUUUGGUUAGGAGCUUGCAUGUGGCGUCUGCAUGCAGAAGGGGAGAGAGGAUUCCCACCCCUUUUUGAAGAUGGUGACAACACUUGCCUUCAAGUCUGCAGGAACCUCACCGACAUUGGCAAAGGAAAGGCGCUUUACAGUGGUGCCUCGCAAGACGAAAAACUCGCUAGACGAAAGAGUUUUCCGUUUUUUGAGUCGUUCCGCAAGACGAAUUUCCCUAUGGGCUUGCUUCGCAAGACGAAAUGUCUUGCGAGUUCUUGCGAGUUUGUUUCCUUUUUCUUAAAGCCGCUAAGCCGUUAAUAGCCGCUAAGCCACUAAGCCGCUAAUAGCCGUGCUUCGCAAGACGAAAAAACCGCAAGACGAAGAGACUCGCGGAACGGAUUAAUUUCGUCUUGCGAGGCACCACUGUAUAUGUGUUGUGCAUGCAGUUAUAACACGGCGACACUGGAUGGCGAUGUGGGGUUCCGUUUUUGCCAACCUGAUUUCUUUCUUUUUUAUGAAAAAAUUCUUUACUGAAAUUCAUGAAUGUCAUUACAGAUUUAACUUCUCACAUACACAUAGAUAUAAAAAAUAUAUACAGUGUAUUCUUACAUUAGUUUAACAUAAAAUGUUAAUUUAACCUUCUAAUUCCACUUAGAUAUCCACUAAGCUAAAAUCGUAUAAUGUUACAUAAAAUAAAGUAAAAACAAACAAACUAAAGUAAAAUAAAUAUAGACUUCCCAUAUUUCCCAAUAUAGUUGACAUUUGUGAUUUUGAAAGUACUUAUAAUUAUUACCUUACAUUUAAUAUACUUUCUAAUACUUUCUUACAACCUAGUGUACCGGUUUUCCUCUAUUUCUUAAUAUUUUAGGUACACAAGGGUCAUACAAACACUACCAUAGAUAAUACAUCGCUGUUACCUUUUUUGGAAGUAUCUCUUAAACAUUUCCCAUUUUUGAGAAAAUAAUUGUAAACCCGAUUUCUCAUACAAAGUUUGCAACGCAUUUUCCUGAAAAGCUUCUUGGAUAUGUCUAGAUCCAGCCCUAUUCCCCAAGGCUUCUCAAAGAUUAUAGGCAGAGACUCUGAGAUUACAUCUGUAAACUCUCUUGGGUGCAAGCUAAUCAGGCCCUGGAGACAAUUCAUUUGAAGCAACUAGGUAUUCCCUGACCACCUCUUUUUGUAUCUUGGGCUGUAGCUCCCUCCUUGCAUCGUUUAUUCUGUUAUCACCAGGUUGGGCACUGCUUUGGGCGAAGACAGAGGCGAUGAGCAGUUCCUCCUCCUCCUCUCUGUGUCACCCAAUAGCAUUUGUGGACUCUCCUGCCUUGGAGGUUUUUAAGCAGAGGUUGGAUGACCACCUGCAAUGGAUGCUUUAGGUGUGAUCAUUUUAAAUUGCAUUUAGUUAUUUCUUUGCAUUUAGUUACUUCUUUGCAUUUAGUUAUUUCCUUGCAUUCUGCUAUUUCUUUGCAUUCAGUUAUUUCUUUGCAUUCAGUUACUUCUUUGCAUUUAGUUACUUCUUUGCAUUCAGUUAUUUCUUUGCAUUUAGUUAUUUCUUUGCAUUCAGUUAUUUCUUUCCAUUCAGUUAUUCCCUUGCAGGGCUGUGUGCGUGUGCAACCCCACCAGGGCUCCCCAAACCUCUCUGUCUAAUCCACUCCUUCAAAAGUGCAGAUUGCGAGCUUCCCUCGUUUAUUGACCAAGCUCAGAGCAGCCUUCUCCUCAACCUGGCACCCUCCAGAUGUUCUGGACUACAUUUCCCACCAGCCCUAGCCAGCAUGGUCCCUGACCUGGGAUGGUGGGAGUUGUAGUCUAAAACAUCAGGAAGAAGCACCACAGUUCAAGAAGGACACUGACAAACUGGAACGUGUCCAGAGGAGGGCAACCAAAAUGGUCAAAGGCCUGGAAACGAUGCCUUAUGAGGAACGGCUAAGGGAGCUGGGCAUGUUUAGCCUGGAGAAGAGGAGGUUAAGGGGUGAUAUGAUAGGAUGGCACUAUAACACAUUUGUCUUGGUUUAUAAGCCUUUGUGAGCAUACUUCGGAAGAAAGCUCUGAAAAUUCGGAUCUGACCCCUGACCCCUUAUAUGGGAUUUGGCAUAUAAAUUUUCCCUUGGCUUUUUUGCUGGCCCAUGUAGGACCAGCAUGGAUAGCUGGCUCGGGUGAAUAUCUGAUGUUUCCUCCCUUUAUGGUCUUGAUUUAUGGGCUACUACUAAAAUGAGGCUGCAUUUUAAGCUGUAUUUUAAGCCAUAUUUUAAUUAACUGUUUGUUUGUUUGUUUGUUUGUUGUUUCUAUUACGUUUUAUUGUAAUUUGUAUUUGGUAUUAGCUCCCCUGAGCCCAGUCCUGGCCAGGGAGGGCGGGGUAUAAAUAAAAUUGUAUUAUUAUUAUUUUUAAAAGUUGACCCAUAAAGCGCAUAAUAAUUUCUAUAAUUCGCCUUAUUGGGUGAAGAGGAAGGGAAAAAGCCUUGCAUUCUUCAGUUUGGAUUCUUGCUCUGCUCCAGAGGUUGAACAUAAGUUUCACAACACCACAAUAUUCACGUUAGGAAUAUUAACAGCUCUUGUCUCGUCCGCGCUGAGUGACGUUUUCCGGAGAUGUUCUUUCUUUGAUUGAAGAUUUCCUCCUGGGGUGUUUGACUGCUUUCUGCCGAUAAGAUCAGACGUGACCCAGCCAUGAACAGAAUACCACUGCUUUCGCCAAGCCGGCGCCCGCCGGAUGUUUUGAACUUCAUUUCCCUUCACCCUCAGCACCGCAAGACUUUGAAGUCACAAACCUCCAGAGGGCACCAGCUUGGGGAAGGCUGGAGCAGGUUGUUUCGGCGAGCUCAGCUUUGUUUUGCAAGCUGGGAAAGUCCCCGGUCUUUAUCCUCACCCUAACUGUCAGGCGUGCUUUUCGAGCCGACUUGAAGACUCAAAAGUCUACAAGGAAAACAAAGCCCUGGGGGGGAAUUUGUUGAGAGAUGUAGGAAGCUGAUCCUUGAUUGCUGAUUCCCGGAAGGGAGACGGGAGGAAUCAUAUCUUAGACGCAGAUCGUAUUCUCUUGACUUGAUGCUGACAUGUACCUUUGCCAUUGACGCAACCCCACAGCCAGGCAGGGUUGGGAGGGGCUGGGAAAUCAUUUAGCAGUCCCUGUGGGCAGGUGAGAAAGCAGCCGGAUUUUGAUGGAGAAGGUUGCCUAAGGUGAAAGGGUUAAGCGCCCUGCUUCGCCCCCUCACCGCUGCUAUUUUGCUCACAUUUAUUCAGCGAGAGAGGUGCCGAUCGGUUAGAAAGUGGGGAGCCUGGCCCUGUCUCUCUAAAACUUUUCAGGUUGCAUGUUGAUGGUAAGGAUUUGUGCCAAAGGACGGAAAGACUUCAUUCGGUUUUGAUAAGUAGGAGGCACAGGGCUUCUCUGGAAAGGAGCAUUUGUGUAGCUGAAAAAGGGGAAAUUCCGUUUUGGUCUUGUAUGCACAGCCAGAAUGAAACUUCACAGAUCCUCUGGAGUCCAGAAAUGAAAAUGGUGUUCAGUGUGCAUAUGUGCAGAAAAUGUACUUCCUCAAUCUUCUUUGAUGGGCCACUCCAGAUGUCCUUUUCGUUGUGCAUUCACGAUUCUUUAUUUUAUUUAUUUAACCACAACAACAACCCUUUGAGGUAGGUUAGGCUGAGAGGCCUGUUGUCUUUGUCCUUGGAGUUUUCUUGGCAGGGAUACUGGAGUAGCUUGCCGGUUCCUGCUCCAGGUGGAUCACGUUUGGUCAAAACUCUCUGCUAUGACCUGUCCAUCUUGGGUGGCCCUGCACGGCAUAGCUCAUAGCUCCUCUGAGUUAUUCAAGCCCCUUCGCCAUGGGAAGGCAGUGAUCCAUGAAGGGGAAGAAAUGGAGGCAGUUAGAGAUUUUACUUUCUUGGGCUCCAUGAUCACUGCAGAUGGUGACAGCAGUCACGAAAUUAAAAGACGCCUGCUUCUUGGGAGAAAAGCAAUGACAAACCUAGGCAGCAUCUUAAAAAGCAGAGACAUCACUUUGCCAACAAAGGUCCGUCUAGUAAAAGCUAUGGUUUUCCCAGUAGUGAUGUAUGGAAGUGAGAGCUGGACCAUAAAGAAGGCUGAUCGCCGAAGAAUGGAUGCUUUUGAAUUCUGGUGCUGGAGGAGACUCUUGAGAGUCCCAUGGACUGCAAGAAGAUCAAACCUCUCCAUUCUGAAGGAAAUCAGCCCUGAGUGCUCACUGGAAGGACAGAUCCUGAAGCUGAGGCUCCAAGACUUUGGCCACCUCAUGAGAAGAGAAGACUCCCUGGAAAAGACCCUGAUGUUGGGAAAGAUGGAGGGCACAAGGAGAAGGGAACGACAGAGGACGAGAUGGUUGGUCAAUGUUCUCGAAGCUACCAGCAUGAGUUUGACCAGACUGCUGGAGGCAGUGGAAGACAGGAGUGCCUGACGUGCUCUGGUCCAUGGGGUCACGAAGAGUCAGACACGACUAAACGACUAAACAACAACAAGGCUGAGAGGCAGUGACGGGCAGCGAGGUCACCCAGUGAGAAAUUUGAACCCUGAUCUCCCAGGUCCAUAUCUGAUACUCUAGCCCAGGGGUCAGCAAGGUUUACCUCGUCUGGGCCAGUUCACUCCAGUGGAGAUCCCUCCCUGGACCAGAUCAUACGUGCACCCACGAUUUCCGGCGUCUGCACAGAAGUGAUUUUUUGCAUCUGCGCAUGUGCAGACAUGAUUUUCGGUGCUGCGGAAGCAAUUCCUGUGCCAUACUGCGCCAGUUCAGUGCAGCGCAGGGGGAGUCACUGAGUGGGUGGCUCAGUUUGGGGGCGGCUUGUGGGCCAGUUAAACAACUCCCGUGGGUGGCUUGUGGCCCACGGGCCUUAGGUUGCCAACUCCUGCUCUAGCCACUACCACCACACUGGUUCUCAGACCGCACUGGCUCUCUCAGGGAUGACGCUGGGUGCUUAUACACAAUUCUGCUUGCUUUCUUGUCAAUCCACGCAGCUUCCUGACCCUCCAGGCAGCAAUAAUGGGUUAUCAUUUAAGAAGCGUUGCAAAAUAAGAGUGGAAUGGCGUGUGAAUGACUCAUUAUAAAUCCAGAGUGAAUGCAUUAUUAUUGCAUCAAUGACAUGUUUCGUGCAUAUGUAAUAGGGCUUCAAUGUAAAAGUUCCACAUUAUAUUUUCAUUUUCAAAAAAAUAUCUGCGGCCUGAACCAGGGUUCACACAUGUGUGGUGCAAGCAAGGGAGAUAAUGAGACAGCCAUACUUUUAAAGUAACUUUAAAGUAACUUUUUGAGGGCUUCCCAGGAUCAUUGAGUUGGCCACAGUGAGAAAAGGGUGCUGGUUUAGAAGGGGCUCUGGCCUGAUCCUGCAAAGCUUCUCAUGCAUUCUUAGCGUGCAGUUCGUCCCUGAGAGCACCUGGAAUGUGGUGUUUUAUUGUCAGGUACAAUUCUGCCCAUAUGGUUUUGGAGGAAACUUAGUGAAGAAAUUGGCUGUGUUGGCCGAACUCUGCCCUUGAACUCAGCAACCAGUGCAGCCCAAACACAUCCAGAGUCCAGAAUGCGCCCUCAUACUUUACCCCAGAAAAUAUUUGUACGUCCUGACGUCAUUGUUUGAUCAGAGACUGAGAGGAUCGAAGUUAUGUGAACUUCUGGCUGGGGGCAAUGACUGAAAUUGUGAAACUGGCAUUAUCAGUGACAAAUCCGCUGGUGCGCCCGGGAUAUACUGUAUUUUUUGGUGUAUAAGACGCCCCCAUGUAUAAGACGCUCCCUAUUUUGGGGGACUAAAUUUAAAGAAAAUGAGGGGAGAUGGCCCAGCUGGCAAAGUGGGCAGCCGCUCCCCCCGAGCCACUGCAGAUAGGAAGCUCCGUAAAGCCCUAAACGGCCUCGGCCCAGUAUACCUGAAGGAAGAAGAAGAGUUUGGAUUUGAUAUCCCGCCUUUCACUCCCUUCAGGAGUCUCAAAGCGGCUAACAAUCUCCUUUCCCUUUCUCCCCCACAACAAACACUCUGUGAGGUGAGUGGGGCUGAGAGACUUCAGAGAAGUGUGACUGGCCCAAGGUCACCCAGCAGCUGCAGGUGGAGGAGCGGUGACGCGAACCCGGUUCCCCAGAUUACGUGACUACCGCUCUUAACCACUACACCACACUGGCUCUCCACCUCCAUCGUUCUACCAUCACUGAGGUCCAGCGGCGAGGGCCUUCUGGCGGUUCCCUCCCUGCAAGAAGCCAAGUUACAGGGAACCAGGCAGAGGGCCUUCUCGGUAGUGGCACCCGCCCUGUGGAACACCCUCCCAUCAGAUGUCAAGGAAAUAAGCAACUACCAGACUUUUAGAAGACACCUGAAGGCAGCCCUGUUUAGGGAAGCUUUUAAUGGUUAAUAGGUUAUUGUAUUUUAAUAUUCUGUUGGAAGCCGCCCAGAGUGGCUCAAUAGCUUUGGGCAAAACAAAACAAACAACUUUUGUGUCUGGGCUUUUUGAAAUACGGCAUCCCUAUCUGAGAGGUUUCCACUCUCGCUUUUCUCAGACAUCUCCUUACUGCUUCUUACGGAGAACAUCAGCUUCCGUAUAUGAAUCUAUUAUUCUAUGUGUGUUGUCUCUCAUAAAGAAAGGUAAAGGGACCCAUGACCGUUAGGUCCAGUCGUGGCCGACUCUGGGGUUGCGGCACUCAUCUCGCUUUAUUGGCCGAGGGAGCUGGCGUACAGCUUCCGGGUCAUGUGGCCAGCAUGACUAAGCCGCUUCUGGCAAACCAGAGCAGCGCACGGAAACACCGUUUACCUUCCCGCUGGAGUGGUACCUAUUUAUCUACUUGCACUGGUGUGCUUUCGAACUGCUAGGUUGGCAGGAGCUGGGACCGAGCAACGGGAGCUCACCCCGUCACGGGGAUUCGAGCCACCGACCUUCCGAUCGGCAAGUCCUAGGCUCUGUGGUUUAACCCACAGCGCCACCCCCGUCCCUCAUACUCACUUCCAAACUGGAGAUCAUUUAAAGAAGCUCACAUAAUGAGACUAAAACAUCAAUACUAUGGUAGUGCUAACUCUCAAUUAAAGCUUACUUCUUAUGUAUCCUAGUAUUCUUGCAGGGUUUGAAAUGCUAAACAUUUGUACGGCUGCAUUGAUCUGUUGCAUGAUGGACUUUGGCUCUAGAAGAAUAAACUUUGACAGAAAUGCACUAGCAUGCAAACAAAAAACCCGGCAUUUUAACUUUUGUGAGCUGCUAAUUUUCUGCACAGUCUUUAGUGACGCUUUCACGUUGCAUCAACAGCCCCGAAGAGGAAGUCAAGGUGUUUGGUUCUUGGAGGGGUUUUUCGAGAGCAAAUCAGAAUAUUUGCACCUGCAUAUUUGCACAGCUCAUAUCAAAUAUUGAAGGAUCCAGGGCAAUGCGCUUGACUGAGGAGAGGCCUUUGGGACGUUUGUUUAGGCCUUGCGCAGAAAGAAGAAAAGUCAGUGACAGUUACGAGAAACUCAACAGUUUUGUCCUGUUGGUGUGGAUAGCUUACCUAGCGCCAGAAGGAAAGUAAUGUACCACUUUAAAAAAAAAAAGAUUUGCAUGCACCAAUUUAUGUGUGCAGAUGCAAAUUUAGAAAAGUCUCCUCUAACCUGAGCAGAAAUAUAUAACUCAGGUGGUAGAGAAUGAGGCUUGUACUCUCAGGGUUGUGGGUUCCAGCCCCACACUGGGCAAAAAAAAUCCUGCCUUGCAGGGGGUUGGACUAAAGGACCUUCAGGGUCCCUUCCAGUUUUAUGAUUCUAUAAUACAUCUCGCCAUAAUGGUGAAGGCUCUGACAGGUGACCCAUGAACUUGCCUGAUCUGCUGUCAAGGUGCACACUGUUGACAGGCAACUUCAAGGCGUCUGAUGGUCUCUCUCUCUUUUGAGUUUUUUAUUUUUGAUGCAGAUUUUACUGGGCUCCUCAAAGACAGUCCUUUGAAAAUCAGACAAAUUCAUGGAGGAGCAGGAUCGACCAAUGGCGACUAGCCAGGGUUGGUGUGUUCUCCUGCCCCUGUCAGAGGCAGAAUGCGCCUGAAUUGCUGGGAAUUGACAAGUGGAAAGAGCACUUUUGUGCAUGGGUCCUGCUGGCUGUGAGAGGUUUUUAAUAUUUUUAAUGUUUUUAAUAUUCUGUUGGGAGCCGCCCAGAGUGGCUGGGGAAACCCAGCCAGAUGGGCAGGGUAUAAAUAAUAAGUUGUUGUUGUUGUUGUGAAGGUAAGUUAAAGGACCCCUGGAUGGUUAAGUCCAGUCAAAGGCGACUAUGGGGUUGCAGCGCUCAUCUCGCUUUCAGGCAGAAGGAGCCGGCGUUUAUCCACAGACAGCUUUCUGGGUCAUGUGGCCAGUAGGACUAAACCACUUCUGGCACAACAGGACACCGUGACGGAAACCAGAGCGCACGGAAAUGCCGUUUACCUUCCCGCUGCAGUGGUACCUAUUUAUCUACUUGCACCGGUGUGCUUUUGACCUGCCAGGUUGGCAGGAGCUGGGACAGAGCAACGGGAGCUCACUCCGUCACGGGGAUUCGAACCGCUGACCUUCCGAUCGGCAAGCCCAAGAGGCUCAGUGGUUUAGAUCACAGCGCCACCCGUGUUCCCCAUUGUGAGAACAGGAUACUGGGCUACAUGGACCAUUGGCCUGAUCCAGAAGGCUUUUGCUAGGUUCGUAAGUCUGCUGUGCCAUCGCAUCCAAAGGGAACCAAAUCCUGCAACAAGAUCUAUAUUAAUAUCAAACGACAUUAGGAUGCUCUGCUCAAUACGCCCCCAUUGCCCUGACCCAGCAGAGAUCUUCUUAGCUUAUUUUAACUCUUCAUCUUUCCCGCGCCACGUUUUUGGGGAGAGAGCUCCCCAGGCAGCUUGCAUGCACAGAGAAGGCACCAAAUCUCAUUCCAGUGAAACAGAACCACGAAAACAGUAGCCUGGAAACAAUUUCACAGCCCAGUUUCGCAGCUCAUAUAAAACCAAUUUGCACAACCAAGGAGAAACAAUUUAAAACCAGCCACACUUUGUUAAAUAGUCAGUAUUCAGCCCAACAUUUGGGAUUAAAAGCGACUGGCAAGAAAUGGAUUUUAGAGGCCCCAACUUGAAGCCGUUACUGAUGGGGGCCAAGCAUCUAUCCAUUAAGUGGGAUAUGGGGCCACCAGCAAGAAGCCCUCCCUCCGUACAUUUGGCUUUGCAAGAACACUUCCUGUGCAAAGUUCGUCGAAAGGAGCAGCAAUCGCUCAGAGACAUCUCGUUUUUGGAUCUGACAAGAGUUUGUUCUCUGCGAGCGAGAGCUCGAUCUCGAUCUAGAUAACCAUGUUCUGCCCUCAUCAGCUUGUAGAAUUUCCUCCUCUCUCCCUCCCACAGCCUCUCAUACAUAAUCUGUGUGGGGUCUUCUGCCAAACGCAUCUUGGCAGCCCUUGCAUGUGUGUUUAUGUGUGCGGCCUUUGUGGAGCAAUUGUCGAAACAUUUGCGAGGUGGUUGGAGGAGGGAGAAAGUUUGUUUGUGGUUUUGAUCAAAGCCGCGCAUUGUCCCAGAUCAGCCUGACCGGGCCAUCACCUUCCACGUGAUGCUGUGAACACGCCUGGAGAGAUCCCUGCUGACAUGUCUUGCAGGAAACAAGGGUCAAGUCGAUUAUCCCUUCUCCUUCCGCCCCCUCGGUGCUUUCUGGCUGCGAAAGCUUUCGAGCGUCAGCCAUGGAAGAUGCAGCGCUUUCCUGGUUCCCAGGCUCUCCUGGAGUUUCAAAGAGAUCAUAGAACGGUAGAGUUGGAAGGGACCCCUGAGGGUUAUCUAGUCCAACCCCUGGAAAUGCAGGAAUCACAGCUGAAGAAUCCCUGACAGACGGCUAUCCAACAUCUGCUUCAAAACCUCCAAGGAAGGAGAGUCUACCACAGGGGUCAGCAAACUUUUUCAGCAGGGGGCCGGUCCACUGCCCCUCAGACCUUGUGGGGGGCCGGACUAUAUUUUGAAAAAAAAUAAUGAACGAAUUCCUAUGCCCCACAAAUAGCCCAGAGAUGCACUUUAAAUAAAGGCAUACAUUCAACUCAUGUAAAAACACGCUGAUUCCCAGACCGUCCGCAGGCUGGAUGGAGAAGGCAAUUGGGCCGGAUCCAGCCCCCGGGCCUUAGCUUGCCUACCCGUGGUCUACCACCUCCACUGUCUAACAGUUCUUACUGUCAGAAAGGCACUUCUUGAUAUUUCAUUGGAAUCUCCUUUCUUGUAACUUGAAUCGAUUGAUUUGGGUCCUGUCCUCUGCAGCAGCAGAAAACAACCUUGCUCCAUCUAUUAUGUGACAUCCCUUGAGAUAUUUGAAGACGGCUAGCCUAUCUCCUCUCAGUCUCCUCUUUUCCAGGCUAAACAUACCCAGCUCCUUCAACCAUUCCUCAUCAGGCUUGGUUUUCAGAGUCUUGGUUGCCCUCCUCUGCACACACAUUCCAGCUUUUUAAUGUGUGACAUUUUAAUGUAUUUUUAAUCUUUGUUGGGAGCCGCCCAGAGUGGCUGGGGAGGCCCAGCCAAAUGGACGGGGUACAAAUAAAUUCUUCUUCUUCUUCUUCUUAUUAUUAUUAUUAUUAAUAUUAUUAUUAUUAUAUUUUUAAGAUUUGCCUUGAGAGAGUUUUUAAACCUCUUUUGUUGACCACCAGCAUUACAUUUUCCAUUUUUAAGUUCGGAAUAGAGCAGUUGUUUUGGAAGACGAUUAUGCGCUCCCGAGCCUGGAAGUUCAACGUAGCAGCCAUGGCCCAAAGCUGCAGACAGUUCUGUUAUUGGCGAAUCUUUCUAAGGUCUAUUUAAAGCAUUUGCUAGAAUCUGCAGCCUCCCUCCCUCUUUCUUGCUCAGCCCUUGUCAGGCAGAUACACCCGCCGCCCAACAGUUCUUCUGCCAGCCAUCUUCUGCCACUAUUCCAGUGGUCUAAAAGGGGAGGCUGGUUGCAGGGAAUGUAAGAAAGUAAAGAACUUCUGGGAAAUGAUAUAUAAUGUGAUGAAAUAUACAUUCUUUAAAAAACCAGAAGCAUUUUUACUUGGUAUUAUAGGCCAAGACAUUAAUAGGCAAGAUGUCAAACUGUUCUUAGAUGCAACAACAGCGGCAAGAGUAUUGUUAGCCCAGAAAUGGAAGCCAGAAGAAAUUCCGACGAAAGAAGAAUGGCAGACGAAAUUAAUGGACUAUGCAAAAUUGGACAAAAUGACAGAAAGGAUUCAAAACCUGCGGGACCAGAGAUUUACAGAAGAUUGGAAGAAGUACAGUGGUGCCCCGCAAUACAAAUGCCUCGCAAGAAGGAAAACCCGCUAGACGAAAGGGUUUUCCGUUUUUCGAUGCGCUUCGCAGGACGAAUUUCCCUAUGGGCUUGCUUCGCAAGACGAAAAUGUCUUGCGAGUCUUGAGAUUUUUUUUCGCUCCCCCCCCCUUUUUCUAAGCCGCUAAGCCACUAAUAGCCUUUUAGCAGCUAAGCCACUAAGCCGCUAAGCCUUUAAUAGCUGCUAAACCGCUAAUAGCGCUAAUCCGCUAAGCCGCUAAUAGGGUUGCUUCGCAAGACGAAAAAACCGCUAGACGAAGACACUCGCGGAACGGAUUAAUUUCGUCUUGCGAGGCACCACUGUAUAUGGAUUAUUUGAAGAGCAACUGCAAUCAACAAAUUACGCUAGUAGGACUACAAGAAGUUUUGUAAGGAGAAAUAUACGGAAUGUUACAAAGUAGGAAAAGAUAGAGAUAUUGGUCAUGAGUUUGAAAUGUAAUGGGGAAAAUAAGAAAUGCAUACUGAGAGACUAGAUUGGAAAAUUUUCAGACAGGACUGGUGGAAGUCAAAAAAACUGAAUAGGAUGUAAAAGCAUGUUUAAUUAUUGUUGAAAAUGGUAUGUUAAAAAGCUAAUAAAAAAUUAUAUAUAUAUAAAAGCGGAGGCUGGUUGCACUUCCUCCUAUCGGAGGCCAGGCAGAGGUCCAUCCUCCCAAAAUCCUGCUCCCGGUUGCUGCCCGUGAUAGUGCUUUUGUGCCAGCCAUCCCACAACACCAGGAUGUGGUUACUGGACAGGUCAGAUUUGCUGAUGCUAUCGCUCUUGCCUCGAGUUUCGUACGCUGCCACCCAGCCAUCUGACAUCCUGCUUCUGCUUCUACUGCUUCCUCUUGCUGCCUAUAUAGGGCAUCCCCACAGAAGGACUUUCCGAGCCCGAUCACAGCAGGUGGAAAGGCAGCACAGGGGUGGGGGUUGCCGAGGCCACCUGAGCCGGUCCAGGAAAAAGAGGCUUUGUCCUGCAGGUACUCCAAAGGAUUUGCAGUUGCAUGCACAGGCGUUUUGAAAAGCCACCCCUUUCGUGUGCCUCUCGCUCUCUGCGUGUGGCUAGACCUCCUGAAACAGAGGUGAGUGGCAGACUUGGGGUGGGUUGGCUGGAAUUGUAGUAAAGGUUCCUUGGCACGUAUCAUACUCGUUUUUUAAAGCUAGGUUUAAGGAUGAGUGAGGAUGGGCAGAUUGGCUUCUCAUUUUUCUACUCCAAAGUUCAGGUUCUCCGCACGUCCACAUCAGUUUGCAGAAAAAGUAGUGAAAACCCUGAAAAUUUACCUGCUAAUUUCUCUCGAUGUACAUAGUUUUGAAUGCAGUUUCACCCGAUAGCAUGUCAUUUUGCAAAUCAAAUUUCUCUUCUCUUCUUAACAUUUUAUAUUCUUUGUUGAAAAAUUGUUGCUGUCGUUUAGUCUUGUCCGACUCUUCGUGACCCCCUGGACCAGAGCACGCCAGGCACUCCUGUUUUCCACUGCCUCCCGCAGUUUGGUCAAACUCAUGCUGGUAGCUUCGAGAACACUGUCCCACCAUCUCAUCCUCUGUGGUCCCCUUCUCCUUGUGCCCUCCAUCUUUCCCAACAUCAGGGUCUUUUCCAGGGAGUCUUCUCUUCUCAUGAGGUGGCCAAAGUAUUGGAGCCUCAGCUUCAGGAUCUGUCCUUCCAGUGAGCACUCAGGGCUGAUUUCCUUCAGAAUGGAUAGGUUUCAUGUUGAAAAAUAAAAAGUACAAAAUUGCAACUGCACGGAGUAAGAUAAGACAAAAGAGGAAGAAAUUUUCUCUUCUCUUUAAAAAUACUUUAAUGUUGCACAGUACUUUUAAAUUUCCUUUUGCAUAUCAGACAGAUAUGCAAGAUAUUCCCAAUUCCCUUUUUUCCAAAUCUAGUCAGCAAACCCUCUUUAAUUAGACCCUAUUCUCUGUCGCUUUGCAUAGCUGUUAGUUUAAACAAAGCACACUACUCCCAGAUUACCCUGGUGAGAUUUGAUUUCACUGGUUUACGUCUGCGCUUCCAAGCUCAAGCAUACAGAGGAAACUGUCUUGUACGAAUCAGACCAUUGGUCCAUCUACUUCAAUAUUGUCUGCACAGACAGGCAGCAGCUCAUUGGCAUUCCAGGCAGGAGACAUUCCAAGCCUUACCUGGCAAUGUCAGGGCUUGAACCCAGGACAUUCUGGAUGCAAAACAGGUGGUUGGCUACUGAGCUACAGUCCUCUCCCCCCACCCCAGCCUCCCACCCCCAAAAAGCCUUGCAAUAGUUAAAAUGUGUAAAAUCUGAUUUUUGUACUCUUGCCAUGAUCUAUCGAAGUUGGGUAUGUUUAGCCUGAAAAAGAGGAGACUGAGAGGAGAUAGGCUAGCCAAAUAUCUCAAGGGCUGUCGCAUGGAAGAGGGAGCAAGCUUGUUUUCUCCUGCACUGGAGGGUAGGACUCGAACCCAUGGCUUCAAGUUACAAGAAAGGAAAUUCCGACUAAACAUACAGGAUAAACUAUCUGACAAUAAGAGCUGUUCGGCAGCGGAACGGUCUCCCACAAGAGGUGGUGGACUAUCCUUCCUUGGAGGUUUUUAAGCAGAGGUCGGACAGCCAUCUGUCAUGGAUACUUUAGCUGAGAUUCCUGCAUUUUGGUGGGUUGGACUAGAUGACACUCGGGUCCCUGCCAACUCUCUACAAUUCUACAAUUCUGUAAUUCUGUUGUUGUUGUUUAGUCGUUUAGUCGUGUCCGACUCUUCGUGACCUCCUGGACCAGAGCACGCCAGGCACUCCUGUCUUCCACUGCCUCCCGCAGUUGCGUCAAACUCAUGCUGGUAGCUUCGAGAACACUGUCCAGCCAUCUCGUCCUCUGUCGUCCCCUUCUCCUUGUGAUCUUUCCCAACAUCAGGCUUUUUUCCAGGGAGUCUUCUCUUCUCAUGAAGUGGCCAAAGUAUUGGACCCUCAGCUUCUGAUUUCCUUCAGAAUGGAUCGGUUUGAUCUUCUUGCAGUCCAUGGGACUCUCAAGAGUCUCCUCCAGCACCAUAAUUCAAAAGCAUCAAUUUUUCGGCGAUCAGCCUUCUUUAGGGUCCAGCUGUCACUUCCAUACAUCACUACUGGGAAAACCAUAGCUUUAACUAUACAGACCUUUGUCUGCAAGGUGAUGUCUCUGUUUUUUUAAGAUGCUGUCUAGUCUGUGAUUCUAUCCUUGACUAAAUUCAAUAAAUGUAUUAAGAGGUCAAUGGGUGUCUUUGAUCUGAAAACUUCCUCUUAAUAUCUCUGUUUCGUGCACCCAGAACCGUUUUGCUUUUCUGCACUCCCAUCGCAAAGGGGCAAAGGUUACCUUUUCCUGUACCCCAAACCAACACUUUCCCAGUGAUUUUUGGAUCCCCCUGUCUGGAAACCUCUUCUUGUGUAAUUUAAGCCCAUGCGAUGUGGCCCUGCUUUCUGGGCAGCAGAAAAACAAGCCUUUGCCUGCUUUAAGUCCCCCCUCUGAGCUCCAUGUAUUACACGUCCUCCUUUUUCCCUCUCCCUCUUCUGUUCUAAUCCGAACGGUGCCCAUUCAAAACCUGAACUUUCUGCCAACUUUACCUUUUGAAAUCCGCUGGGGGUUAAGGUGCCCAUUAUACCAGGAGCGCUGGACCAGAUUGGUUGGAGAGGCGAAGCAGUUCUCAACCUCGCAGGUGCCCGGAGACGGCGAUGGGAGGAGAGAAAAGUGUCGCUUUCGCCCGAAUUCAACACCCCGCAAACAAUUCCACCGCAAUUAAGCGCUGUGAAAUUGUUGGAAAGGAGGAACGGUUCCUUUCGGCGCUGGCGACUUAACUGCCUUUCAGCCUUUGUAGAGUGUGAAUGGGGUAACAAAAAGGUGUUGUGUGUCUGCCUACGUGACGCAGCGGCUCUCAUUAGCCGCCACGCGCAGUUCGUGACCUUUGCCUGUGAAGGGCAUUGCUCUUUGGGGCCGGCUCUGCCAUUAGGCAGGAGAGUCACGUGCCUCAGGCGGUUGGAUUGGGGUGUCACGAAAGGGCAGGAAAUUGCUCCUUCUUUGGGGGAUUUUUACGGGGAUUUUCGGCUGUUGCGCACCUUGCCUCUUGGGUGGGUCGUUGGGCAGAGGGGGGCAUUUGCUGUUCUGCCUCAGGCGGCAAACUAUUUUGGGCUUGUCUUCAGCAGUCCAUGGGGAGAGUGAUAUGAGGGGUGCUACCAGACCCAUUGAGGACCCCCAAGUAGCACAGGAUGUCUGUCUGUCAUUCAGGAGUGCUGCCUUUCCCCCGUGACAGUGUGUGCCCAGGAUCUGUGCUUUUUUCUAGGGGGGUGCAUACUCCUAAACAUUUUGCGAAUCUUUGUACUUUUUUCCCAUUUACUGUAUUUAUUUCCCCCGAUUUGAACCAUAAAAUGGUGAUUUUCUUGAAUCAAAAUGAGAGUACCUCUAAACUGGGAGCUGCCGCCGAGACCACAUAACACCGGUCUUGAAAGACCUACACUGGCCCCCAGUACGUUUCCAGGCACAAUUCAAAGUGUUGGUGUUGACCUUGAAAGCCCUCAACGGCCUCGGUCCAGUACAGUGGUACCUCAGGUUCCUUACGCUUCAGGUUACACGCUCCGCUAACCCAGAAAUAGUGCUUCAGGUUAAGAACAUUGCUUCAGGAUAAGAACAGAAAUCAGGCUCAGGUGGCGCAGCAGCAGCAGGAGGCCCCAUUAGCUAAAGUGGUACUUCAGUUUAAGAACAGUUUCAGGUUAAGAACGGACCUCUGGAACGAAUUAAGUUCUUAACCUGAGGUACCACUGUAUACCUAAAGGAGCGUCUCCACCCCCAUCGUUCUGCCCGGACACUGAGGUCCAGCUCUGAGGGCCUUCUGGUGGUUCCCUCACUGCGAGAAGCCAAGUUACAGGGAACCAGGCACAGGGCCUUCUCGGUGGUGGCGCCCGCCCUGUGGAAUGCCCCCCCCCCCAGAUGUCAAAGAGAACAACUACCAGACUUUUAGAAGACAUCUGAAGGCAGCCCUGUUUAGGGAAGCUUUUAAUGUUUAAUAGGUUAUUGUAUUUUAAUAUUCUGUUGGAAGCCGCCCAGAGUGGCUGGGGAAAUCCAGCCAGAUGGGUGGGGUAUAAAUAAUAUAUUAUUAUUAUUACUGGAAAAAAGCACUGCCCGGGGCCAUGGGUGCCAUGCAGAGUGCACUGAAAUUGGUGGGUGCCCGGCUCCUUCAUGGGGAAUUUUGUGGGUGCUCGGCCACCCAGGGCCCCAGGGAGUUGGCGCCUACGCUGUCGCUUCUGAGGAGGAACUCAUCGUGUGGAUUCAGACCCCGGCACUUUCAUACAGUGGUGCCUCGCAAGACGAAAUUAAUCCGUUCCGCGAGUCUCUUCGUCUUGCGGUUUUUUCGUCUUGCGAAGCACGGCUAUUAGCGGCUUAGCGGCUUUAAGAAAAGGGAAAGCAAACCUCGCAAGAACUCGCAAGAUGUUUCGUCUUGCGAAGCAAGCCCAUAGGGAAAUUCAUCUUGCGGAAUGACUCAAAAAACGCAAAACCCUUUCAUCUAGCGAGUUUUUCGUCUUGCGAGGCAUUCGUCUUGCGGGGCACCACUGUAUUUCAAACCUAAAAGAUUCUGCGAGGAUCGACUUGGGACAGGAAACUGGGGGGAUCAAUCUGCCACACGAUUCCAGGGACCAGACCCCCCUACAUCAAUUUGAUUUGAUUUAUUACAGUUCAUAGAACCAUAGAACUGCAGAGUUGGAAGGGACCCUGAGGGCAAUCUAGUCCAACCCCCUGCAAUGCAGGAAUCUUUUGCCCCACGUGGUUCUCGAACUCAUGUCCCUGAAAUUAAGAGUCUCGGGUUCUGCUGACUGAGCUACCAAGUUUUCCAUGCUGCUUUUCAUUCAGGCAAAGCCCCAAAGCGGCUUACAAACAAUAACCAAUAAUAAUAUGAUAGAACGUAAUAGGUAAAGGUAAAGGGACCCCUGACCAUUAGGUCCAGUCGUGACCAACUCUGGGGUUGCAGCGCUCAUCUCGCUUUAUUGGCCGAGGGAGCCGGCGUACAGCUUCCCGGGUCAUGUGGCCAGCAUGACUAAGCUGCUUCUGGCAAACCAGAGCAGUGCACGGAAACGCCGUUUAUCUUCCUGCCGGAGUGGUACCUAUUUAUCUACUUGCACUUUGACGUGCUUUCGAACUGCUAGGUUGGCAGGAGCAGGACCGAGCAACGGGAGCUCACCCCAUCGUGGGGAUAUGAACCGCCGACCUUCUGAUCAGCAAGUCCUAGGCUCUGUGGUCUAACCCAAUAGAGCAUCGCAAAAGCAGCACAAAUCACAUAGAGUAAUUAACAAAUUGAUGGUGGAACAAUGGCAAUCUAUCGAUUAUUAUCUGUGAGAUGUCAUAGAAUUGCAGAGUUGGAAGGGACCCUGAGGAUAACAACAACAACAACAAUAAUAAUUUAUUUUUAUACCCUGCCCAUCUGGCUGGACGUCCCCAGCCACUCUGGGUGGCUCAUUUAGUUCAGCUGCCAUUCUAUGGUUCUGUGAGUUAAGAACUAUGUAGAAACCUUUUAAAAAUAUUUGAAAUUAGAGGUAAAAGAGAUGAAACUCAUCAACUGGAUAGGCUUGCCCAACUAAAAUGUUUUAAGCAGGUGCAAAAACGAGUACAGGCAGGGAGUUCCAAAGUUUCGUUGCCACCAUGCUAAAAGAAGGAUUUCUUACAAGUGCGGUUAUUUGACAAAUAGACUGCGGUGGAAUCUACACACCUGUUCAAAACAUUGUGGAAAUGCUUUUUUUCACCACCUGGUGUCACAAAUAUAUAUUGCACUUUGCAACAUAUUCAAAGUGUUUCAUUUGCAGCUGUAUAGCUGAGUCCUGUAUCUCUUUUGACCAGACCAUGGGUAGGCAAACUAAGGCCCGGGGGCCGGAUCCGGUCCACUCGCCUUCUAAAUCCGGCUCCCAGAUGGUCUGGCAAUCAGCGUGUUUUUACAUGAGUAGAAUGUGCCCUUUUAUUUAAAAUGCAUCUCUGGGUUAUUUGCGGGGCCUGCCUGGUGUUUUUACAUGAGUAGAAUGUGUGCUUUAAUUUAAAAUGGGUUAUUUGUGGGGCAUAGGAAUUUGUUCAUUCCCCCUCCCCAGAAAAUAUAGUCUGGCCCCCCACAAGGUCUGAGGGACAGUGGACUGGCCUCCUGCUGAAAAAGUUUGCUGACCCCUGGACCAGACAAAUACCUGACCCUCAAUUAAUUUCCGUUAUCCUUCCUAACCCCGAUAAAAUAAAAAACGACGGGAACAAGAAAUGCAAUUCCUUAGAUGCUGGAGCAUUAAAAAGAGUUUGAAAUCUGCUGCCCAGGAGGAGCAUUUGAGAGAGGUAGGUGGCUUUGUGGCAGCUUCCUCCUCCCUAAAUGUGUCAGCAAAUUGCCACAGGCGAUGAAUGGACGGCCGUCUCCUCUGCAAGCAACCCCGCCGGGACACUUCAGAGCGAAACCUGUGCAAAAGGAGGAAGCGGUUGGUGUGUCAAUUUCGGGUGAAAGUGAUGCAUGGGCACAGGCGAGGGGGGGAGGCGGCCUCCUGCCCUUUGCUGCUGAAACCACAAUGUUGCUUGAACGAAAAGGGGCAGAGGAAUUAGACCGGCCCUGGGUGCAGGAGGCUGCCUGCCUUCUUAUUUUUAGGUUUGAAGUUGCAGAUUCCAAGCCAACUAUAGGUAAGUGGGGGAGGGCAAAGUCAUAGCUCGGGGGUGAGGCAUCCUCUUGGCAUGCUUUGGUUAUCUCCCGCUUGGACUACUGCAAUGCGCUCUAUGUGGGGCUACCUUUGAAGAUGACCCGGAAACUACAACUAAUCCAGAAUGUGGCAGCUAGACGGGUGACUGGGAGCAUAGCUGUCAACUUUUCCCUUUUCUUGCGAGGAAUCCUAUUCAGAAUAAGGGAAUUUCCCUUUAAAAAAGGGAAACGUUGACAGCUAUGACUGGGAGCGGCCGCCGAGACCACAUAACACCGGUCUUGAAAGACCUACAUUGGCUCCCAGUAUGUUUCCGAGCAUAAUUCAAAGUGUUGAUGCUGACCUUGAAAGCCCUAAACGGCCUCGGCCCAGUAGACCUGAAGGAGCAUCUCCACCCCCAUCAUUCUGCCCGGACAUUGAGGUCCAGCUCUGAGGGCCUUCUGGCAGUUCCCUCAUUGCGAGAAGCGAGGCUACAGGGAACCAGGCAGAGGGCCUUCUCUGUGGUGGCACCUGCCCUAUGGAACGCCCUCCCACCAGAUAUCAAAGAGAACAACUACCAGACUUUUAGAAGACAUCUGAAGGCAGCCCUGUUUAGGGAAGCUUUUAAUGUUUGAUGCAUUACUGAAUUUUUAUAUUUUGUUGGAAGCCGCCCGGUGUGGCUGGGGAAGCCCAGCCAGAUGGGUGGGCUAUAAGUAAUAGAUGAUGAUGAUGGUGACGUCCUGAGUUCGAUCCUUGACAUCGCCAGGCAGGGGUGGGAACGUUCACUGUCUGAAACUGACGGCCAGUGUAGACAGAGAGACAAAUUGUUUGAUCUGUUUACAUGCUCUGCCUUGGAGGCAGAUUCGGGUUCAACCCCUGGCCUUGCCAGACAGGGCUGGGGAUGUCCCCUGCCUGAAACUGCUGCUGAUCCACUGCCAGUCCGUGAAGGCUGUACUGAUCUAGGUGGAACCAUCGGUCAGAGUCGGCAGAAUGGAGCUUCCUAUUUAGCUGGUUCCUUGUAAACCUCAAACGUUUCUGCGUAAGGCUGACAUGCAGAACCCUCGUGCCUGAGGAUUUUCUCUCUCUUUCUCUCCCAGUACUUUCUCCAGGAAAACAUGCAUUUUUAACCCUGAACCGGAGCAAACAGUAACUGCGUUUUCCACCGGCUGCCGGUUGCUCCAGUUCAGCUGUUAAAAAAACAACACCAAACGGGUUUUCCUAGGGUAAACACCAGGAAAAGAAAAGAAAAAAGGAUCAGACACAGAACUUUAAAAUGUGGAGUUGUGGCUAUUUGAACUUCUCAUUUGAGUUGUGGUUAGCUGCUAUCGGAUGGUCUCGCUGCGGAUGGUUUUGGUGGGUGGGGAGGGCGGGAGAUGUUGGAGCAAGGAACAGAAAUGUGUAAAAAUGUGCAAGGCAGUAAAAGAACCGGCUUUCCUGGAAACCCAUGUGCCUUGCAUGCUGCUCCGUCACUUGCAGAAGGUGGUAGGGAUUGCUUUUCUCCAGUGUCGCCAUAAAGAGACAGAAGAAGUUUUUACGGUCAAGGGUUAGGGUAAGAAACCCAGUAAAUAAUGUUGGUGGUGAUGCCGGGGACUUUUUGUGUUGAUUAAGUGGACCUCUGGCCACCCAGCUGUAGUUUUUUCUUGAGAGCCCGCAGGGAACACUAAAGGUUUCAGCCUAGGAAACAAUUUGAGUUUUAGAUGCGUCAGUAUGGCAUGCGGGCCAGCGCCAGGAUUUGCACUGAGUUCGGAGCUCAGCCUUUGAAGAGUCUCACCUUCCUUUUCUUUCUCUAAAAAAAAGCACUCCCUUCUGAGAUCCACAUGCCAGUGGUAGGAAAGGUGCUGUGCCAACAACAGGGGGAUAGGUCCCUGCCCCAAUGAGCUUCCAAUCUGAAAUUGCAAGCUCCUUUGGGACAAAGGGCGGGAUAGAAAUAUAAUGAUGAAACGAAGUAAAUUUGACACAAGAGGAGGCGGCAGACAGGGGAAGGAGACAGAGGCAGUGAGUAAACUAGAAGAAUAUGCACACACACACACACACACACACACACACACACCUGCAGUUACGUGUACUUAGACGUACUUGCAGUGUUUUUUUUGGGAACUCGGGGUUUGUAUUUUAAUAUUACUAAAUGACAUCCUUUUUGCAUGACCUGUAAUUGUAAGAAUGUGCAGGCUUUUGAAUGCUGCUUCAGUCAAUUCAGUCAACGUAGUUCUGGCAUUUAAUUACUUUUUAACAAAUACAUUGCAUAUGGAUUUAGCUUUUUGCAUUUGAUCUGUGCUGCGAGCCACUUCGAGUCCCAGCCUGGGAAAAAGGCAGGAUAUAAAUAAAUGGAUGGGGUUGGGGAUGCAUCACUCUGUGUCAGGAGCAGCUUUGAUGCAGCCGCAGCACAAAUUUGAUCUCUAGCGCCCCCCCCCUUCCUGUUUAUCGCCCGGACUUUAUCUCCCUGUGCGUCACACGGGUGCCAUCUGCUGGCAAGCGAAAGUUAAACCAGGAGAUGCGUUUCCCAAUUGCAACAGGUCUGACUAGGUUUUAUUUUUACAGGGACCAGCCUCCACUGAAAUAAACAUGUAUUAGAAUCCUAGAAUCCUAGAAUUGUAGAGUUGGAAGGGACCAAGAGGAUCAACUAGUGCAGGCAUAGGCAAACUCAGCCCUCCAGAUGUUUUGGGACUACAACUCCCAUCAUCCCCAGCUAACAGGACCAGUGGUCGGGGAUGAUGGGAAUUGUCCCAAAACACCUGGAGGGCUGAGUUUGCACCCAAUGUGAGGCUCAAUAUGAUGAUGAUGAUGAUGAUGAUGAUGAUGAUGAUAAUAUUUAUACCCCGCCCUCCCCAGCCAAGACCGGGCUCAGGGCAGCUAACACCAAAUAUAAAAACAAUUGAUUGAAAUACAGCUUAAAAUACAAGAUUAAAAUACAACAUUAAAACAUUAAAAUAUUAGAAUGUAGCCUCAUUUCAGUGGAAACUCAAAAACAUUUUUUGGGAUAAUGUAAAUUGACUGUUAAUUGGGAAAUGUAUUACGGUAAUUUGUGUGUUUUUAAUAUCUAGCUAUCUAUAUAUGAAUGAAAUAAUUUUUAUUUUACAAGUGUACAUUACCAAAUACAUAUCCAUAUUUAGAGAUUUCUCUGGCUCCCAUGGGUCCUGUUAUCAACCUUUUCCACUGUAUAUUAUUUCAAGUUUUACGUCUCUCCAUUUUGUCCAUAGUAGUAAUUUCUACAUUACAAGUGUUAUUGCAAUCCUGCUAAUGUUUUCAUCUGCCUGCAGUGGUCUCUCAAGUAAAUUGUAAUUUUUUCCCAUUCUUUAUUAAAGUUUUGGUCUUCUUGGUCCCUGAGCUUGCCGGCCAUUUCAGCAUAGUCCAAUGGCUUGAUUUGCCAUAUUCCUCUCUGCUAGGGACUUUGUCUUCUUUCCAUCUCUGGGCCAGUAAUAUUCGUGAACUUAUGAAUAUUUUGAUUAAGGAAUCUUUUGCCCAGCAUGGGGCUCAAACACCUGACCCUCUUUCUGCCUUGCCCACAGAUCCUAGCUGCCUCGAGGACAACCCAGGAGCUUACGGCAUGGAUAACCUGACCUCCUCCGCCAGCGGCAAGGACUCGUGCACCUACCACGAGGAGUUCAAACAGAUCCUGCUGCCCGUGGUCUACUCGGUGGUCUUCGUCCUGGGGCUGCCCUUGAACUUCAUUGUCAUCGCCCAGAUCUGGCUGUCGCGCAAGUCUCUGACGCGGACCACCAUCUACAUGCUGAACCUGGCGGUGGCUGACCUCCUCUACGUCUGCUCCCUGCCUCUCCUCAUCUACAACUACUCCCAGAAGGACUACUGGCCUUUCGGGGACUUCACCUGCCGGUUCGUGCGCUUCCAGUUCUACACCAACCUGCACGGCAGCAUCCUCUUCCUCACCUGCAUCAGUAUCCAGCGCUACCUGGGCAUCUGCCACCCGCUCUCCACCUGGCACAAGAAGAGGGGCAAAGGCUUCACCUGGAUGGUCUGUGGGGUCGUGUGGUUCCUGGUGGUCGCCCAGUGCCUGCCCACCUUUGUCUUCGCCGCCACUGGGAUCCAGAGGAACCGGACUGUCUGCUACGACCUGAGCCCGCCGGACCGCUCUGCCAGCUACUUCCCUUACGGGAUCACCUUGACGGUCACGGGCUUCCUGAUCCCCUUCGUCUCGAUCUUGGGCUGCUACUGUUGCAUGACCAAGAUCUUGUGCCAGAAGGACGAGAUGAUCGGGCUGGCCGUCCGCAAGAAGAAGGACAAGGCCAUACGGAUGAUCAUAAUCGUGGUCCUGGUCUUCGCCAUCAGCUUCUUCCCCUUCCACCUCACCAAGACGCUCUACCUGAUCAUCCGCUCCAUCCCCGAAGUGCCCUGCCUCACCCGGCAAGCCUUCGCCAUCGUCUACAAGUGCACCCGGCCGUUCGCCAGCAUGAACAGCGUCCUCGACCCCAUCCUCUUCUACUUCACCCAGCGCAAGUUUCGCGAGAGCACCCGGCACUUGCUGGAUAAAGUCAGCUCCAAGUGGAAGCACGACUCGUGAGGGAAGCGUCCGUGAUCCUGUGCCAAGGGAGGGUUGGCGACGCCCCGUCUGCGCGGCACCGGGCGCCAGAGGGAGAGCUCGGCCUAGCGCGGCUUCAGAGGCCUAACUCUGGUUGCCAUGCCAACCCUAUUGGAAGGCCUUGGGAGAAUGUCACUGUGUGAACAAUGGACCACCGGGAUGCUCUGCUCUCUUCCUUGCCUUAGGGCUGCGAGGAUUCGCUCCUGCUGGUUUGGGAGAUAUCUGCUGCCUGUGGCUGGCGCCAAUGGUCCUUCGUACCGCCAUGCACCCAGAAUUGAGUGGCGGAAGAACAGGAGAAAUGCGACUGGCAUAAAGUCAGGGACAUCGAAGCCACCUUCUCCCAAGUCACUCUGCCAGUCCACCUGGCGCAGUCGUGUCUAUCUGGACUGGCAGCAGAUCCCCAGGGUUUUUGGCUGGAGCCGUACCUGGAAAUCAUAGAAUUGCAGAACUGGAUGGGAACCCCAAAGGUCCUCUAGUCCAACCCCCUGCAAUGCAGGAAUAAACGAGAUUCCAUUGGACACUGAACUUGAGACCUUCUGCAUGCUGAGAAGAUGUUCUGCCGCUGGGCUACGUCAGCUGAAGGAGAGAGGAUCCUGAGAGAGGAUCUCUUUAGUGAGAUAUUCCAGAUGGACUGAAUUGGCUCUGGGUGACCGGGAGUGGGUGGGGGGAUCGCUUAAUUGUUUAAAGCCUUUGGGGGUCACCCAGGCCUUGUUCAAGAAACAGUAUUAUUACCUUUACACUGAGAAAGGAGUCCUAGUCUUUCAGAUCCCUUCUGAAAUCAGGGGGUUCCAAGCAUGAGCUGUGAACAGAUCCUUUGACGACAGAUCUCCAACUGGACAACGAACAUCAGCAAACAAAUGCAAACCCCCCCAAGUUGCUGCGAUGAACUGAGAAAUGGGGCGUUGUCCCGUCCGACGAGUCCUCCAUCGCCACGUUUCUCUGAAGGGACCCCGUUGGAAAACCACCAGUGUUGAUUGAUUUGUUGUCAUUUCUUUCAGAAGAUGUAAUAAAUUUCAGGCUUGGAACCUCAGCUUAUUAUAUACCAGCUCCUGUUUGAGCAACAGUUGUGUGGGAACCUCCUUGUGAGCCUUACGAGAGAGUUGCGCUGCGGAAUCGGCCUUCGGAAGAAUGCCGGCUUUCUCUUUUCCUUGCUUACCCGUAAAUCAAGCAAGUUCCUAGCCCUCAUGAAAUCCACGGUGCCUCUGAAUACCGGGUGCUGGGAACCACAAGCAGGGAGAGUGUUGCUGAGCUCAGGGCUUGCUUGUGGGCUACUCAUAAGCGUCUGGUCGGUCCCUGUGAGACCAGGCUGCUGGAGUCAACGCAGUCGGAAGCGUGGUGUAGUGGUUAGAGAGACGAUAAUAACUGGGGGGCCCUGGGUUCAAAUCCCCGCUUGGUACUGCAGGCACUUUUCCUCUCACCCCAACACACCUCACAGGGUUGUUUGUGAGGCCUCCAGGUUGAGGGGGCGGUAGGGAACUCUGCACGCUAUUCUGAGCCCUUUCAAGGAAAAGUAGGAUAAAAAUGUAGGCAUUUCCGCACGUGCAUCUUUCCAUUCCGGCACAUCAGAGCCAUCGUCGCCGUUUAAAGACAUAUUUCAGCCAAGCAAAAGGCCAGCUAGGUGCUUGACCCGAGGGAGCCGUUCUAGCAGCAGAAAGUGGUGCCUAAGGCAGAGGGCAAAUCUGAGAUUUUUCACCCCCAGCCAGUUUACUUUGCCCCAGUGCCCUGGCUCAGUUUACCUGUCUGCUCUUUUGCACGCUGGUUUCACCUGUGCCUAGGGACGCGGGUGGUGCUGUGGGUUAAACCACAGAGCCUAGGACUUGCCGAUCAGAAGGUUGGCGGUUCGAAUCCCUGCGACGGGGUGAGCUCCCGUUGCUCAGUCCCUGCUCCUGCCCACCUAGCAGUUCGAAAGCACGUCAAAGUGCAAGUAGAUAAAUAGGUACCGCUCCAGUGGGAAGGUAAACGGAAUUUCCGUGCGCUGCUCUGGUUCGCCAGAAGCGGCUUAGUCCUGCUGGCCACAUGACCCGGAAGCUGCACGCCGGCUCCCUCGGCCAAUAAAGCGAGAUGAGCGCCACAACCCCAGAGUCGGCCACGACUGGACCUAACGGUCAGGGGUCUCUUUACCUUUACUUCACCUGUGCCAGGAGGACUCCUUGCAAGAUCCAGCCGGUCUUAAGAACCGAUGUGGUUCUUUCUCCCUGGCAAACCUGCAUCUGUUUUUCAAACCCAGCAACGCCAGGAAGGGUGCCAUUCAUGGCAGCCCCAUGGUAGCCAGUGCGGUGUGGUGCUUGGAGUGUUAGACUAGGACCUGAGAGACCAGGGUUCGAAUCCAGGGAGAACCAUAUAUACCACCUUGAGCUCCUUGGGGGGAAAAGGUGGGAUAUACAGUAAGUGGAAAUAAUAAACAAACAAGCAACCCACCCACUGGAGCCAAUCUUCCCAUAUGUAUUUUUCUCUGCCCCUUGCUUUCAGCUACUAUUUCAUUCCUUGCCCAAAUGCAUGUGCAACAAAUGUUACCUGCAACAAAAUGUUGCAGCGCAUCUCUCCUACCCCCCCAGCAGGAAGUGUGGUUUUUUUUCAAUUUUUUUAUUGAUUUUCCAAAAAAAUUAAACAAACAAACAAACAUACAUCUUAAUUGUACUUAAUCCAAUCUUAGUAACAUUAUUACGUGACUUCCUCAAAGCCCCUGGGCUGAAUUUCAGUGUAUAUCAAUGUAACAGUUUUCCAAAACCAAUUUUUUCAUAAAAUUAAUUAGUCACUUAACAUCUUUCUUUCUUUUCAUUUUAACUUUAAACAUGUUAUUCUCUAACACUACAUAUUUAAAUCCUAAGCCUAUCUGGUAUUUGCAAAUGUUUCCAGUUAAGUUAUCUUAACAUAUUUAACUAAAUAGUCUUUGAAUUUCAUCCAUUCCUCCUGGUAGUCCUCCUCCUUCUGGUCGCGGAUUCUUCCGGUCAGGUCAGCUAGCACCAAAAAGUCCAUCAUCUUCAUCUGCCAUUCCUCCACUGUUGGGACUUCUUAUGUUUUCCAAUUCUUAGCUAACAAAAUUCUAGCUGCAGUAGUGGCAUACAAAAACAGUCUAACAUCUUUCUUGGGCAAUUCCAGACCUGUUAUUGCAAGAAGAAAGGCCUCUGGUUUCUUAAUAAAUGUAUAUUUCAACAUGUUUUUCCAAUUCAUUAUAAAUCUUCUCCCAGAAGUCUUUCACCUUGGGGCAGGUCCACCACAUAGGAUAAAAAGUACCUUCUUUUUCUUUACAUUUCCAACAUAAAUCAUCACUAUUAUGAGAUAUCUUUGCCAAUUUUACAAGAGUUAAGUACCACCCAGCAGAAAGUGUUGCAGCUUCCGCUAGGUAAUUCAGUCCUUCCUCCUGAGGAACUCCAGGUUGUGGGGGCACCUUUUUCAACCCAACAGCCACAAAUCCUUCUGAGCAACCUUACAGGAUCCACAUUCCAGGAAUGGGUGAAGCUGGAAGCAAAAUGGGGUGCGGGGCAAGAUAACCUAUAUGAUUUUGACCUCUUAUAUUCCAGACUUUCUUCUCCACACACACACACACACACACACACACACACACACACACACACACCAUCCAUCUCCCAGGCAAGCAAGAAUUCAUCAGAGUUGGAGGACGCAUUUGAAAAUCAGGCAGAGACAUUAAUGGGAGAAGCAAAGCAGUGAUUGGGCUGGGUGCGGCUGGGGAGGGGGUGUGUAGCCUGAGGAGAGUCCCUGGGGCCAGGUGAAGAGGGCUGGAGGGCCACAUUCAGCCCUAGGGUCUUCCAGGAGCGAGAAAGCAGCAAAUCGCACUGUGCAAGUAGGAGUUAACUCCUUAUUAGCAAGAACACAAUCUGCACAGACUGAGUGGAGUGUCAGGCCUAAUGGGGACAGCAGCGCAUCCCCGGUAGGCCUGGGUCACCCAUGGAUCAGUUGCCAAGACUGAAAGUCCCCUCCACCCCACAGCCAUCCAAGUCCUCUUGAAGCAAUCGGAGACUGCGCCUACAUGUAACCAACCUCUCCUCCGCCCUCUGCAUGCCUCUUCUAGUACUGGGAGACCCAUAGCUGUCAACUUACAGAUAUGAAAAUAAGGGACCCGCAGCCUCAAAAAUAAGGGAUCAGCAGCCAAAAUAAGGGAUUUUCCAGGCACAGGUAUGUUCAGCUUCUGAGCCCCUCUGAGCCGAAGGCAGAAAGCCCAGCCAGCAGCCAAACGAAGCCUCAAGAAAAACCACCAUCACCUCUCCGCUGGGAAGCGCUGAGCAAAGGCGAGUCCCCAGCAACGCAGCCGAUUUGAUCAGCGCAAGGCAUGCAAGCUCCACCCCCCAGUCAUUCUUAGACUUCUUAUUGGGUGAGCAACGCAGCCAAGCAACACAGUUGGAGCCUCCCUCCUCCCUGGCCGGCAGGAGGGAGGGAGAGGAGCUGCUUCCUUUGAAACCUGGGAAAUUUAAGGGACAUCAUCAAUAAGGGACAGCAGCGGGACACAGCGCUGGGAUAAGGGACUGUCCCGCCAAAUAAGGGACGCUUGACAGCUAUGGGGAGACUAGGAUGGAAGGGGAGUGUGUUGCAGCAGGAGGGAGAGACACGUAGGACUCUUCACCAGCGGGACUCAUCUGUCUCUUGGCCUGCUUCCACUUCUGUACUUCUCUGCCACAGAUUCUCCCCGCUCACAAAGCCCUGUUCCCUUUCCAUCUUCUGACCCCUCCUCCUCCCAGUCCUUUCCCUUUCUGUACCUACUGAGCUUGUUCAAGGCUCACUGGGCCCAUGGCUGGUGUGAUUUUUCAUUUCAGAAAUGCAGAUCUGGGGGGGCUGCUCUCUGCCUGUCAACGCCUCCCUCUCGCUUCUCACCCCCUGAGUUUCAGAGUAAGCGACGCCUUGCUUUGCAAACGGUCUCUGUACCCAUGUAGGUGAAUUUGAAUGCUGCAAAAUAGUACGCCUCCCUUUGCAAGAUGUUCCCAGUAUUUACUUUUUUCCUUUCAAGCUUCAGCUCUAUAAAUAACUAGCUGUCUCGCUUAAAUUUCCCCCCUCCUGUGUGUCCUUGCUGUUUGCUGUUGUGGGUUGAGGAUUUGUGAAUGCCUUUGAGAAUGUCUUUGUAAGCUCCUUGGGGCAGGGAACAGUGUUGUUUGUAUAACUUCCUAUGGUCCUCUCUAAAUAAAGAGAGUUCUCCUGCUUGCACCUCU